This is a messenger RNA of Synchiropus splendidus (mandarinfish), 66570 nucleotides long. RefSeq names its product titin-like. The record is from RefSeq and is a predicted model, not a curated record. Lineage: Eukaryota; Metazoa; Chordata; Actinopteri; Syngnathiformes; Callionymidae. Gene Ontology annotation, biological process: protein phosphorylation. The transcript has 145 exons. The coding region runs from base 315 to 65639 and encodes 21774 amino acids. Gene Ontology annotation, molecular function: ATP binding; protein binding; protein kinase activity.
CUCCAGCUGCGGAGAAACCUGCUCCUCCUGCUGUGGAGAAACCUGCUCCUCCUGCUGCUUUGAAGAAACCUGCUCCUCCUGCUGUGGAGAAACCUGCUCCUGCUCCUGCUUCUGUGGAGAAACCUGCUCCUCCUGCUGCUUUGAAGAAACCUGCUCCUCCUGCUGCUUUGAAGAAACCUGCUCCUCCUGCUGUGGAGAAACCUGCUCCUCCUCCUGCUGUGGAGAAACCUACUCCUCCUGCUUCUGUGGAGAAACCUGCUCCUGCUCCUUCUGAGAAACGUUCACCUCCCACUUCUUCUGUAGAGAAACCCUCUAUGAAGAUACCCACAUCUCCAACUGGUGCAAAGAGAACGUCUCCUCAGCCUUCCACACCUUUAGUGCCACCUGCCUCUCCUUCUUCAGAGGAGCGGAAGAAGACUCCAGAAGACCUAGCAGAAGUCUGGACCGCCACAGACAAGGAACCUGUUUCAUGUCCUGGACCCACUAAAGAUGGCAAACCAUCGGAGGAGGCCCCUCGCGGCCGCGGCCGAGGAUUUGGGGUGAGACAAACGCCGUCUCCUGGGGACGGGGGGCGUGGCCGGGGCCUGAGACCUGGCGGGAAAGGCCCCUCUCCCCCCGAAGAGCCUUUUGCCGGAUUCAAGCUGAAGGCUGUGCCGCUGAAGUUUGUCAAGCCCAUCAAAGACAUCGUGCUGCAGGAGGCGGAGUCCAUCGGCUCCUCUGCCGUCUUUGAGUGUGAAAUCUCGCCGUCCACGGCCAUCACAUCUUGGAUGAAGGACGGAAGCAACCUACGUGAAGGUCCCAAGCACAAAUUCACCGCGGACGGCAAAGAUCGCAAGCUGGCGAUUAUUGACGUGCAGCUGUCCGACACGGGCGACUACACCUGUGUGGCCAGGAACGCCGGCAAGGAGGUGACCUGCACCGCCAAGCUGAUCGUGGAAGAAUUGCCAGUCAAGUGGGUGAAGGACCUGGAACCAGAGACCUCCUGCAUGAAGGGUCAGCCGAUGUACCUGACGUGCGAGCUCAACAAGGAGCGCGACGUCGUGUGGAAGCGUAACGGAGAACUGCUGAAGAAGAAGGCUGGCAAAGUGGCCAUCAACAUCAUUGGCCUUCAGCACGCCGUCACCAUUCAGAACGCCACGGACGAGGACGCCGGGGCCUACACCUGCGAGGUGGACGGGCAGCCUGACGUGAAGACCACCACCAUGGUCAAAGUCAUCGAGAUCAUCAAAGACUGGCUGACCAAGCCUCUGCGGGACCAGCAUGUGAAGCCCAAGUCCACAGCCACCUUCCGCUGCGAGCUGUUCCGAGACACUCCCAACUGGAAGUGGUUCAAAGGCGAGGCGGAGCUCACGCCAUCGGACAAGGUUCAAAUCGACAAAGAGGGAGUCAACGUGACGUUGAACAUCAAAGACUGUCAGCCGGACGACGUGGCCGAGUACACCAUCGCGGUGGAGGACCGGAAGUACACCGCCAAGCUGACGCUGGGAGAGCGCCAGGCAGAAGUGCUGAAGCCACUGAGCAGCGUGGAAGUGGUGGAGAAGGACGACGCACAUUUCGACACGGAAAUAUCCGAGGAAGACGUGGCUGGCGAGUGGAAGCUGCGGGGGCAGGUCCUCACCCGCUCACCGAGUUGCGACAUCAAGUCAGAUGGCAAGAAACGUUUCCUGACGCUGAAGAAGGUUGUGUUGGAUCAGGCUGGAGAAGUGUCCUACCAAGCGCUCAACGCCAUCACCAGUGCCGCGCUGACUGUCAGAGAGAUCCAGAUGGGCUUUGUUGAGCCUCUGAGGGACGUUUGUGUUCCGGAGAAGAAGCAGGCUAAGUUUGAGUGCACGCUAACGCGUGAGGUGCCCAAAGUUUUGUGGUUUAGAGGGGCAGACGUCGUGACCCCAAGUCCCAAGUAUGACAUGAUUGACGAUGGUCACAAGCACUUGUUGCUUGUAAACUGCUGCGACUUUGAUGACGAGUCUGAGUACUCAGUGGAGGUUCUGGACCUUAGAUCCACCGCACGGUUGUCGGUAGAAGGGAAGAGACUGCAGUUUGUUCAGUCUUUGAAGGAUCAAACAGUGAAAGAAGGCAAAAGUGCCGAGUUUCAGGUGGAGCUGACGCACGACGAUGUGCCAGUGGUUUGGUACCGUAACGAGGUGAAGGUUCACGUGAGUCGCACUGUGGUGACACGUGUGCAGGGAAGGAGGCACACUCUGGAGCUCAAUGCUCUGAGUCUGGACGACACGUGUCAGAUCACGGCAGAGGCCAAAGGAGUCAAGUCCAGUGCUAAACUGUCCGUGAUAGAGGGCGACCCCGUGUUUGUGGUUAAACUGAAAGACUUCACAGCCACGGAGAAGGACGAGGUCUCGCUGGACUGCGAACUGAGCAAAGACGUCCCAGUGGUCUGGUUCCACAACGAGAAGGAGCUCACCGCAUCGAAGCUUGUGCUGAUGCGGUCGGAGGGAACCCGCAGAACCCUGCUCCUGAAGAAGGUGGAGCUCAGCGAGCAGGGGAAGUACACCUGCGACUGCGGGACGGACAAGACGACGGCCACCGUCAAGGUGGAAGCUCGCGACGUGCGGGUUCUCCGACCCAUCUACGGGGUGGAGCUGUUUGAUGGCGAGACUGCCCGAUUUGAAGCGGAGAUCUCUGAGGACGACGUUGUCGGAGAGUGGAGCCUGAAUGGAAAUGUGCUGUCGUCAUCCACCAACAUGGAUCUGAUCCAGGAGGGAUCCAAGCACACGCUGAUCCUCUACAGUUGUCAAGUUCCCAUGAGUGGCGAGGUUUCAUUCCGAGCGGCUAACGCUCACUGUGCGGCUAACCUGAAGGUCAAAGAACUUCCCCUGGACUUCCUCGCCACCAUGACUGACGUCCACGUGUACGAGAAGGACGACGCUCGCUUCGAGGUGGAGGUCUCGCGGGCUCCCAAGACUUUCAGGUGGCUGAAAGGUUCGGCCGAAAUCACCGCAGACGAUAAGUAUCACAUGACCCAGGAGGGCAACGUCUUUGUCCUGCUGGUACGCUCCGCCUCGUACGACGACGAAGCCAAGUUCAUGUUUGAGGCCGAAGACAAAAGAACCAGUGGGAAACUCCACAUCCAGGGUAUCCGUCUGGAGUUUGUCCGGGCGAUCAAAGAUGUCACAGUGAAGGAGAGGGAGACGGCUGAGUUCAGCCUGGAGCUCUCACAUGAUGACAUCCCCGUGGUUUGGUACAAGAACGAGGUGCGUCUGCACCCGAGCAAGGUAGUGCACAUGAGCGACCGCGGCCGGGUCCACACGCUCGCCUUCAAAGAGGUGACCAUCGACGACACCUCCAUGAUCAAAGUGGACGCCAUGGACAAGAGCGUGACGGCCAUGCUUAAUGUGAUCGAGGGUGACCUCUACUUCAUGACCAAGCUUCAGAACUACACCGCGGUGGAGAAAGACCAAGUCUCGCUUGUCUGUGAACUCAGUAAAAGUGUGGGCGAUGUGCGCUGGCUGAAGGACGGGAAGGAGUUGACCACAUCCAAGAACAUUGCCAUCCAAACGGACGGACGCCGGCGGAUCCUGACGGUCCGCAAGGCCCAGAAGUCCGACAUCGGCGAGUACACCUGCGACUGUGGCUCUGACAAGACCAGUGCUCAGCUCAACAUCGAAGAGCGAGACAUCAAGGUCGUCCGACCGCUCUACAGCGUGGAGGUGACUGAGACGGAGACUGCCAAGUUUGAGACUGAAAUCUCGGAGGAGGAUGUUCAUGCCACGUGGAAACUGGGAGGCGUGGCCCUCCACCCCUCUCCUGAUGUGGAGAUCAAGGAAGAGGGACCCAAACAUCUGUUGAUUCUUUACAACGUUCGACUGGACAUGGCUGGAGGCGUGGACUUUGCCGCCGCUAACGCCAAGUCUAACGCACAGCUUCGUGUCAAAGCUCGGUCCAUCAGUGUGCUGCAGCCCAUGAAGGACGUGACGGUGACAGCAGGGGAGAGCGCAACCUUCGAGUGUGAGCUGUCGUAUGAGGGUAUAGAGGUGGAGUGGUUCUCUGGCGGAACCAAACUGGAGGCCGGUGAUCGGGUGAAGACUCGCACGGUGGGCCGCGUUCACACUCUGACUCUUCGUGACGUCAAGCUGACGGAGGCCGGUGAGGUCAAGCUGACAGCCAAGGACUUCCACACGCAGGCCCAGCUCAUCGUCCUAGAACCGCCUGUGGAGUUCAGCAAACCUCUGGAGGACCAGAGUGUGGAGGAGGAAGCCACCGCCACUUUGGAAUGCGAGGUCUCUCGAGAGAAUGCAGAAGUCCAGUGGUUCCGAGAAGGACAGGAGAUCCGCAAGACCAAAAAGUAUGAGCCGUCAGCUGACGGGCGCAAGAGGACGCUGGUCAUCCACGACUGUGGUCCCGAUGAUGCCAAGAUGUACACCUGCAGCGCCAAGGAGUUCAAAACCUCUUGUUUCCUGGAAGUAACGCCGCCGCAUGUCGAGAUGACCAAACCGCUACAGGACGUGGAAGUGAAGGAGAAGGAGUCUGCCAAGUUUGAGUGCGAGGUCUCUCGCGAAUCUGCCAAGGCACGCUGGUUCAAGGAUGGCAGUGAGAUCCGCAAAGGGAAGAAAUACGAGAUCAUCGCCAAGGGACGCCAGAGGAUCCUCGUCGUACACAAGUCCACAUUUGAUGAUGAGGCGGAGUACGAGUGUGAUGUUAGAACGGCCAAGAGCUGUGGCAUGCUGACGGUCAUUGAGGAGGAUGCCAGAUUCACCAAGAACCUGUCCAACGUGGAGGGGACAGAAACGGACAGUGUGAAGAUGGUGUGCGAGGUGUCCAAGCCUGGAGCGGAAGUCAGGUGGUACAGAGGCGAGCAAGAGCUGCCCGAGGGCGGGCGCUACGAGCAGAUCCUGGAUGGACGAAAGCGAAUUUUGAUUGUCCAGGACCUGAAGAUGGAGGACGCAGGGGAGUACUCCUGCAAACUAAGUCCCACUGUCAGGACCUCAGCAGAGCUCCGAGUCAACGAACUGGCUGCAGAGUUCAUUGCGAGGCCUCAGAACCAGGAAGUAGUGGAGGGAGAGCGAGCAGAGUUUUCCUGCUCCGUAUCCAAAGACACCUUUGAGGUGAGGUGGUACAGAGGUGGCGAGGAAGUCCUCGCCGGUGAGAAGUACGAGAUAGUUAGUGAAGGAAAGAGGAGGGCGCUCAUCGUGAAAGACUGCGAGCUGAAAGACGAGGGCGGCUACGUAGCCCACAUCGGUAGCGUGCAGGCCUCAGCGGACCUGCUGGUCACUGAGAAACUUCGGAUCAUCACACCUAUCCGCGACACCGUUGUCAAAGAAGGCGGAGAAAUCGUCUUCAACUGUGAAACUAAUGUGGACGGAGCCAAGGCCAAAUGGCUAAAAGACCAGGAAACUGUGUUCGAGAGCAGCAAGUACACGGUGAGCCAGAGAGACAACGUCUUCUCGCUGAGGAUCCGAGAUGCCCAGAAGACUGACGAGGCCAGCUACACCAUCAACCUGAGCAACCAGAGAGGAGAGCAGGCGUCCAGCACGGCCGGCGCCAAGGUGGCAGAGGAGAAGCUGAAGUUCCUGGAGCCCAUCGAGGACUCGGAGACUCAGGAGAAGAAGACCGUCGUUUUUGUGUGCAAGGUGAACCGGCCCGACGCCACGGUGCACUGGAAGAAGGCUGGCGAGGAGGUGGCCUUGAGCAAGCGGGUGGUCUACAGAGUCGACGGCUUGAAACACACGCUGACCAUCAAGGACUGCCUGAUGGAGGAUGAGGGUGAAUAUACAGCGGUGGUCGGUGAAGACAGAUGCUCUGCGGAGCUGAUCAUCGGCGAGGCACCAACAGACUUCACAAGUCACAUCAGAGACCAGACAGUGACUGAGUUCGAGGACGCCGAGUUCAGCUGCCAACUCUCCAAGGAAAAGGCGGCCGUCAAGUGGUACAAGAACGGCCGCGAGAUCAGAGAGGGCCCCAGGUACCGCAUGGAGAGGGAAGGGAAGACCUGCAGACUGGUGGUGAAGGAGUGUCGACCAGACGACGAAUGUGAAUAUGCUUGUGGUGUGGAGGAGAUGAGGACCAGAGCCAGACUCUUCGUGGAAGAGACCCCGGUGGAGAUAGUCCGCCCCCCACAGGACAUGUUUGAGCCUCCAGGCUCAGACAUCGUCUUUGAGGUGGAACUGAACAAGGACAGGGUGGAAGUGAAGUGGAUGAGGAACAAUAUGAUCAUUGUCCAAGGAGACAAGUACCAGAUGAUCAGUGAGAGCAAAGUCCAUCGGCUGCAGGUCUGCGAGGUCCGGCCUCGAGACCAGGGAGAGUACCGCAUUGUUGCCAAGGACAAAGAUGCCCGGGCCAAGCUGGAGCUGGCUGCCGUCCCAAAGAUCAAGACCACAGACCAGAAUCUGGUGACAGAUGCCGGGAAGCCGUUUGUCAUGGGAGUGCCGUAUGAUGCCUACCCUCGUGCCGAGGCCGACUGGUCCUUCAAAGGCUCUGCUCUCCCAGUUCAGAACAUUGACACUUCAGCUGAUAAGACAGAGUACCGUCUGAAGGCUCCAAGCAAGGAGGACCAGGGCCAGUACAGGGUGGUCAUCAGGAACAAGCACGGCCAGGGAGAAGCUGUGAUCAACCUGGAUGUGAUUGAUAUUCCUGGACCGGUCAAGAACCUAAGAGUGAUUGACACGGCAGACGGCGAAGUCAGUCUAGCAUGGGAGGAACCGGAGACCGACGGUGGGAGCAAAAUAAUGUCGUACGUGGUGGAGCGCCGAGACGUGAAGCGCAAGACCUGGACGCUGGCGACCGAUCGGGCAGACACCCCGGAGUACUGCGUCAGCGGCCUUCAGAGGGACUCCAUGUACUUGUUCAGAGUCUGUGCCCGGAACCGAGUGGGAAGCGGACCAUCUGUGUCCACAGAGGAUGCGGUCCAGGCCAAGAACAAGUUUGACGUCCCCGAUGCUCCUGAAGAUGUGAAUGUGGACUCUGUGAACAAGUUUGGCGCCAGGCUCAGCUGGAAGCCUCCGAAAUGUGACGGGGGCUCUGAGAUAACGGCCUACAUCAUCGAGCUGCGCGACAGAACCUCCGUGAAGUGGGAGGCAGCCAUGGUUUGUGGCGCAGGAGACACCUCUGCAGAUCUGAACGACGUGGUGGAGAACAAGGAGUACAUCUUCAGAGUCAGGGCUGAAAACAGAGCCGGUGCCGGCAGGCCCAGUGCCGCCACCAAACCCGUCAAGAUCAUGGACCCCAUAGAGAGGCCCAGUCCUCCGCAGAACCUGAACUUCAGCGACCAAACCCUUGAUGCGGUCACGCUGACCUGGGAAACUCCAGCUAACAACGGCGGCAGCAUGAUCACAGGCUACAUCGUGGAGAAGUGCGACGACGGCGCUGACAAGUGGCUUCGUUGCAACGCAAGACUCUGUCCAGAUCUCUCUUACCGGAUACUUGGUCUCAAACAAGGUCAGAAAUACCUGUACAGGGUUUGUGCAGAGAACGCAGCUGGAGUCUCAGAUCCGGCCGAACAACUGGGCCCGCUCCUGGCCGACGACCCACAUGUGGCACCGACCAUGGACCUGAGUGGCUUCAGGUCGGGACUGGAGGUGGUUGUUCCCCAGUCUCUGACAAUACGAGUGCCCAUCUCUGGAUACCCCACUCCUGUCCCCAAGUGGACUUUUGGUGAGAAGGAGCUGAGCACCGUGGACGACCGCGUCUCCAUGGCGACUAAGCCCACCUACACCGAGCUGACCGUUACACCGAGCGUCCGACCAGAUAAAGGAACAUACGGCGUGACUCUGGAGAAUGACGUGUCCUCGGUGAGCGGAGAAAUUGAGGUCAACGUCAUCGCUUGUCCAAGUGCUCCAAAAGACUUCAAGGUCGCUGAGGUCACCCGACACCACGUCCACCUGAUGUGGGAGGUUCCUGAGCAUGACGGAGGAAGUCCCGUCACCCACUACCAGAUUGAGAAAAGAGAGGUGUCCCGCAAGACCUGGGCCAAGGUGGCUGCUGGCGUACUGGAUCUGGAGCACACCGUCACUGAUGUCAUGGAGGGAAAGGAGUACGUGUUCAGCGUCACCGCUUGCAACAAGUGUGGGCUCGGAGAGCCUGCCUAUAUUGACGAGCCCGUCAAUGUGUCUUCUCCUGCCACUGUGCCAGACCCUCCCGAAAACCUCAAGUGGCGUGACAAGACUGCAAAGGGCAUUUUCCUGUCCUGGGAACCUGCCAAGUACGACGGCGGCGCCCCAAUCCAGGGUUAUGUUGUUGACAAGUGCCAGCGCGGCACGGACAAGUGGGAACCGUGUUGUGACCCGGUCCCCGAACUCAAGUAUCAGGUGUCUGGGCUGGCGGAGGGCCAGUGGUACGCCUACAGAGUCAGAGCCGUCAACAAGCUGGGUGCCAGUCGCCCCUGUCGCGCCACGGAUGAGAUUCAAGCCAUCGAUGCCAAAGAGCCGCCCGAGAUCCAGCUGGACGUGAAGCUGCUGGCCGGUCUCACGGCUCAAGCAGGGACAAAGAUUGAGCUGCCGGCGGAUGUGAAGGGAAAACCUGAUCCUAAAAUCAAAUGGACCAAAGCCGAUCUGAUCCUCAAGACGGACGACCGUGUCGCCAUAGACACGGAGCCUGGCCACUCAAAGCUCUCCAUCGCCAAGACCUCCAGAGGAGACAGUGCCACAUACAUCAUUGAGGCGGUCAACUCCAGCGGCCGAGCCACUGCCACCGUGGAUGUCAACAUCCUCGAUAAGCCUGGACCCCCUGCUGCCUUUGACAUCUCUGACAUCACAAACCAGUCCUGUGAGCUGGCUUGGAAUCCUCCUCGCGAUGACGGCGGCUCUCCUAUCACAAAUUAUAUCGUCGAGUGCCGAGAGCUGGACAAGGAGGACUGGCUCAAGCUGUCGGCCACAGUCAAGCACACGGUCUUCAAGGCCUGCAAGCUCACCGCCAUGAAAGAGUAUGUUUUCCGAAUCAGUGCGGAAAACCAGUUUGGUAUCGGCGAUCCUGCGGAGCAUGUGCCCAUUGUGGCCAAGUAUUCCUUUGAUGCUCCCGGUUCUCCCAGCAAGGUCACCCCCUCUGACGUUUCCAAGGACGCUGUCACUCUGAGCUGGUUUGAGCCGGACGAGGACGGCGGCAGUCCCAUCACUGGCUACUGGGUGGAGAAAUUUGACCCAGAGAGUGAUAAGUGGAUCCGCUGCAACAAGCUCCCCAUCAAAGACACAACGUUCAGGGUGAAGGGACUCACAACCAAGAAGAAAUUCCGCUUCAGAGUUCUUGCCGAGAAUUUGGCUGGGCCUGGAAAACCAAGCCCGGAAACGGAUCCUGUGCUCGUAAAAGAUCCGAUUGAUCCGCCCUGGGCACCUGGCAAGCCAGUCAUCCGUGAUGUUGGCAAAACCACCGCAACUCUGGCCUGGACCCGCCCCGAGCACGACGGUGGGGCUAAGAUCGAGGGUUACAUCAUCGAGUUCCAGAAAGCAGGAAGUGAGGAGUGGAUCCGUGUUGCUGAGGAUGUUCCACAGACCGAGCACCAGCUGCAGGGUCUGAUGGAAAAGCAGGAGUACUCCUUCCGCGUCAAAGCAGUCAACAAGGCCGGCGAGAGUGACGCCAGUGACCCCAGCGAGCCUGUCGUCUGCAAGGAAAGACUCUACCCUCCUUCUGCCCCCCAGUGGCUCGAGGUGGCCAACAUUACCAAGACCAACGCCGAGCUGAAGUGGGCAGCUCCCAGCGGCGAUGGCGGGUCGCCCAUCACCAACUAUGUGGUGGAGAAGCGUGACGUGAGACGUAAAGCUUGGCAGACCGUUGACACUACGGUGAAGGAGCAGAAGUACACGGUGUCACCACUCAAUGAAGGAUCGCUUUAUGUGUUCCGUGUGGCCGCUGAGAACGCCGUGGGCACGGGCGAGUUCUGCGAGCUGGAGGAUGCCGUACUGGCCAAAGACACGUUCACUACUCCCGGGCCUCCUUACGCCCUGACGGUGGUGGACGUCACCAAGAGACACGUGGAACUCAAGUGGGAGGCCCCCAAGAGCCACGGAGGAAGGCCCAUAAUCAAGUACGUCAUUGAGAAGAAGGAGAAGGUGGGGACUCGGUGGAUGAAGUGCUGCAAGACCCCCGACAAGCAGACUCAGUUCAAGGUGACGGAUGUCGAUGAAGGGUCCGAGGUGCAAUUCCAGGUCCGAGCUGAGAAUGAGGCUGGAGUGGGAGACCCCAGUGAACCCACCGUGAUCCUGACUGUUGAAGACCCCACCAGUCCUCCUUCUGCGCCACUGGAAGUGGCUGUUGCCGAUGCCAGCCGCGAGCACAUCAAUGUCACGUGGAAGCCGCCAGUCAAGGACGGCGGUUGUCCCAUAACGGGCUACCAUGUGGAGGUAGCCGAAGCCCGACCAGAACUCAAGUGGCUUCGUGUCAACAACCGGCCCAUCAAGGAGCCCCACUUCAGAAUCGAUGACGGAAUCAAGCCAGAGAAGAAGUAUGUGAUCCGAGUGCGUGCCGUCAACUCGAUCGGCGUCAGUGACCCAUCAGAGAUCUCAGACAAAGUCUUCACCAAGGACCCAGACUGUGCUCCAACAAUUCAGCUGGAGUCGCAGGACCUGGUCGUAGUCGAGGGUGAAAAGCUCCACCUCAAGGUCCCGUACAGAGCCAUUCCCACCCCGAAGAUGUCCUGGCAGAAAGAUACAGCCGAGUGCGUGGCCUCAGACCGGCUCUCCAUGGUCGUGGAGAUGAACACUUGUCACCUGGAGCUGCUUAAGUGCGCCCGCGCCGACGCCGGCUCUUAUGCCGUAACGUUAGAGAACGGUCUGGGGUCGGCUAGCGCCACAGCUCAUGUCAAAGUCAUUGGACUUCCUGGACAGUGCAAAGACAUCGGUGCCAGCGAUGUGACAAAGAACUCGUGUCAGAUCAGUUGGGAGGCUCCGGAGGACAAUGGUGGCACAGACAUCGUCAGCUACACGCUGGAGCGACGCGAGGCCUCGAAGAAGACCUACGUGCCUGUCAUGUCUGGGGAGAACCUCCUGACCCGCUCUGUCAAAGACCUGUACGUAAACUGCGAGUACUACUUCCGCGUCAAAGCGGUCAACAAAGUGGGUGCCGGCGAGUACCUGGAGCUGCGCACACCGGUGAUCACAGAGGAAGUGAAGCAAAAACCAGACCCACCUCUGCAGGUGGAGGCCCAUGAUCCGACAUCCAAGUCCAUCACGGUCACCUGGAAGGCGCCAGACUGCGACGGUGGUUGUCCCGUUCAGGGCUACAUCGUGGAAAAGAUAGAGAAGGACGGCGAUCGCUAUGAGCGGGUCACACCCAGCCUGGUUCCAGGCUUCUCAUUCGUGGUCACAGGGCUGAAAGAAGACACGGAGUACCAGUUCAGGGUCAGAGCUGAGAAUGCCGCCGGAGUCAGUGAGCCAUCACGCAGCACGCAGCCCGUCAAAGCUGCAGACCCCAUCGAGAAACCCACCGUGACAUUACACGUCAGAGUGCAGUCUGGUCUGUGCAUCAAGAAGGGUGAGGAGAUCAGGCUGGAUGCCAUGGUCACUGGCUGCCCAUAUCCGAAAGUCACCUGGCUGAGAAACGAAGAGGACGUCACCAAAGAGCCCACCAAGAAGAUCGUCCCGCUGGUGAAGAAGAGGAAGACCAAGACCAAGGUUCCCGAACCAGAGGAGGAGUUUGUCACACCGCUGCGUGAGCGUCUGGGUUUGGACCAGACCCAGAAGGGCCAUUCUGCCCUCAUGAUUCGUGAAGCUGUCAGAGCGGAUCACGGGACCUACACCAUUCAGGUGGAGAACACGCACGGUGUUGCCACGGCCUCGUGCGUCGUCAACGUCCUGGACAAACCCGGUGCGCCCAUAAACUUCACCUUCGAUGAGAUCAGGAACACGUCGGUAGUUUGCCAGUGGGAGCCACCUGAGGAUGAUGGCGGCAGCGAGGUGCUGAACUACGUCCUGGAGAAGAAGGACAACAAAAGCGAGGCCGUUGGGUGGAUUACCAUCACCUCCACCCUGAAGGGCACCAGUCUGCCUGUCGGCAAGCUCAUCGAAGGCAAAGAGUACAUCUUCAGAGUCACGGCGGAGAACAAGUUUGGCUGCGGGCCGCCUUGCCUCUCCGAGCCUCUCGUGGCAAAGAACCAGUUUGAUCCUCCCGAUGCCCCGAACGCUCCCAGAGUCCAUGAGGUGACUGCAAGCUCCGCCCAGAUCUCCUGGCACGAGCCCAAAGACAACGGCAGUCCCAUCCUGGGCUACUGGAUUGAGAGGAAGGAGGUCAACAGCAAGCACUGGACGCGGGUCAACCGGGCUUUGCUCAACUCACUGGAGGUCAAAAUCCGUGGACUCAUGGAAGGACUGACAUAUAUCUUCAGAGUUUGUGCUGAGAACCUUGCUGGGCCGGGACCCUUCAGUGACCCCUCCGACCGCACCGUUGCCAUGGAUGCCAUCUUGCCACCUGGGCCACCCACUCCCUGGAUUGUGGACACUGGAAAGGAUUCUGUCACUGUUGCGUGGAAACCGCCUUUGUACAACGGGGGUGGAGAGAUCCUGGGAUAUCAUCUUGAGAAGGUGCUGGCUGGUGAGAAAGAAUGGAGUCGCUGCACAGAGUUCCGAUGCAAAGAGCUGACAUACACUGUGACUGGGCUGACCGAGGGCGCCGACUACUACAUCCGAGUCCUGGCGAUCAAUGAUGCCGGCCCUGGUGCUCCUGGGGUCACAGAACCCAUCACAGUGAAAGAGCCUCAAGAACCACCUGCAGUGGACUUUGACGUUUCAGUGAGGAACGGUGUCAUCAUCAAAGCCGGGGAGCCGCUGAAACUCCCGGCACAGGUGAGUGGGCGCCCUCAGCCCCUCGUCAAGUGGACCAAGAACGAAGCGGAUGUGGACCAGGAACGCACCAUUGUGGAGACCCAUGGCACAAAAAGCACCUUGUUCAUAAAGAAAGCUGUGAGGGCAGAUCACGGCACAUAUCGGAUCUGUGGCACCAACAGCACUGGCACCAAAACGGCAGAGACCAGAGUGGAUGUGAUGGAUGUUCCAGGGCCUGUGGUGGACCUCAAGACUGUCACCGUCACCAAGAAGAACAUCACGCUCACGUGGUCCGACCCCCUGGACAACGGUGGUAGUGACAUCAUUGGCUACGAGGUCCUCAGGAAGGAUGCCAAGAUGAAGCUUUUCCGUCAACCGCUUGAGAUCGCGUCAUGCAAGUGCGACAUUCAGGGUCUGCUGGCUGGCGAGGAGUACGACUUCAGGGUCAUCGCCAGGAACAAGUAUGGCGAUGGAGAACCUGCUGAUAUUGGACCCGUCUUGGCAGAGGAUCCCAAAGGCACACCCUCCGCCCCGGAGAAGCUGCACUACACUGACAGAAGCAAGACCACCAUUACGCUGGCCUGGCAGCCCCCCCGCACCGACGGCGGAAGCCCAGUCAGAGGCUACUAUGUGGAGAAGAUGCGGUCAGACAGCACAGAGUUUGAUGUCGCGAACCGUAAAAUCUUCCCCGAGUGCUGUGGGACCAUCGAGAACCUCUCCGAGAAUCAGGAUUACCAAUUCCGGGUCAAGGCAGUGAACGAGGUCGGAGACGGGGAACCCUCUAAACCCAUCACAGCUAGGAUCCAGGAUGAUGAGAUUCCCCCUGUCAUCACCGUCCUGAAGUACUUCAAGAGUAAUGCCAUCAUUGUGAAGAAAGGAGCGGCCAUCGACAUCCCAACUGAGGUGCGAGGUCUUCCUCUGCCAACCUUGCAGUGGUCCAAGGAUGACGUGGUGAUUGAGACGCCUGACGGGGAGAAGAUGACUCUGGAGUCCGAGGAGGUCAAUCGGACCACCCUGCGGACCAGGAUCUCUGUACCGGAGACCGUCCGCUCUGACACGGGACUCUACAAGCUGCAGGCCAAGAACUGCUACGGCACAGCCCACCACUUGAUCCGCGUGGAGAUACUUGACCGUCCUCUCCCUCCAAGAAAUGUUGCCGUCUCAGACGUCAAGGCUGACUCCUGCUACCUGACCUGGGACUCUCCAGAGGACAGCGGUGGCAGUGAGAUCACCAACUACAUCGUGGAGCGCCGUGAUGCCAGCAAGAAGAAGUCUGACUUUGAGGUUCUGACAGUCAACCUCAUCGACCGCAGGCUUGGGGUCUACAAACUGGACCUGAAUGGUUCUUACCAGUUCAGAGUCAAAGCAGAAAACAAAUAUGGCAUCAGUGAUGGCUGCGACUCUGAGAAAGUCCAGCUUAAAGAUCCCUUUGGUCUUCCGGGACCACCACGCAACCCCAAGAUAAUUGGAGCCACUUCCACCACCAUGACACUGACCUGGGACCCUCCGCUGGAAAACGGUGGCUCCACCAUCCAGGGCUACUGGCUCGAGAAGAGGGAGCGAGGUGCUGUGUACUGGGGGCGUGUUAACCGCUCCCCAGUCACCAAACCGGCUGUGAAGGGACUGCAGUACACCGUGCUGAGGCUCAUAGAAGGAACCGAGUACCAGUUCAGGGUGGCGGCGAGCAACGCUGCCGGCGUGGGCCCCCCGAGCGAAGCCACUGAGUGCCGCUUUGCUGUCGACCCCUGCAAUACGCCCAGCCCCCCUGGAUCCCUUGAAGUCAAAGACAAGACUAAAAGUAGCGUCACCCUGUCAUGGAGUCCACCAGAGCGGGAUGGGGGCAGCCCGGUGAAGGGCUACAUCGUCGAGGUCCAUGAAGAGGGCUCGGCUGACUGGAGAAGAGUCGGUCCGGCAGACAAGUUGCACUCGUCCACCGAGAUCACGGUCCCUGACCUCAGGGAGGGCAAAAAGUGCCGGUUCAGGGUCUGUGCAGUAAAUGCCGCUGGCAGCUCGGAACCAAGGACUGCUGACGUGCUGGUCCAGGACAUUCUGAUCGAGCCAAACGUGUCUCUGGAAGUCAGCGCUCGUGACCUACUCAACUGCAGAGCUGGAACUACAAUCCGGAUACCUGCCGUCAUAUCAGGCAGACCCAUUCCCAAAGUCACCUGGACCUUCGAUGGCCCCGCAGAGACGGAGAAAAAGAACGAGCUGCACACACUUCCCGUGGACUCUGAGGUCCAGUCCACAGACACGAGCUCAGUGGUCACCGUGCCAGAGAGCAAACUGAGCCACAGUGGUCGCUACAUCAUCAACGCUGAGAGUCCAGCAGGACACAAAGUGGUGAAAGUCCGAGUCAACGUUCUGGAUCUCCCAGGACCAGCUCGCGACCUGAAGGUUAGUGAUGUCACCCGGGGAACCUGCCGUCUGACAUGGAAGCCUCCGGAAAGUGAUGGAGGCGAGAGAAUUAAGAGCUACUUCGUUGAGAAAAAGACGGUGGAAGGCAAAGCCUGGACCAAGGUGAACCCGGCCUGCUCUGCUCAGUCUCUGGUGGUGCCAGACUUGAUUGAAGGACAACAGUAUCUGUUCCGCAUACGAGCCGAGAAUCGUUUUGGCUUUGGACCUUACACAGAGACCCCGGAGGGUUCUCGAGCCAGGGAUCCCAUCCAUCCCCCGGAUCCCCCCACCCGACUGAAAAUCCAGAGUGUGAGGAAAGGAACUGUGACUCUGACCUGGAAGGCCCCGAAGAAUGAUGGGGGCUCUCCUGUCACACACUAUAGUGUGGAUCUGCUCUGCUGGGAAGCCAGUGGUGCUCAGAAGGAGUCGUGGAGGAGGUGCAACAGAAGAGACGUAGACACUACCAGCUUCAAGGUCGAGGAUCUAACUGAAGGAGACGAGUACGAAUUCAGAGUCCUUGCCUACAAUGAAGCAGGACCCAGUCGUCCCUCUUCAACAGCUGGCCCAAUACUCAUGCAGGACCAGACCUGUGCGCCAUCCAUCGAGCUGAAGGAGUUUAUGGAGGAGGAGCAAGGAAGCGACAUCAGAAUAGUGGCCCACAUCCGUGGAUGUCCUUUCCCAACACUUACUUGGUACAAAGCUCCACCGCACAAGUCAGACCACAAGGUGGAAGUGCAGUACGACGAGCACAUUAACAAGAUCGUGUCGGACGACAGCUGCACGCUGCUGAUCCAGCAGGGCAAGAGACCCGAUACCGGUCUCUAUACCCUGGUGGCAUCCAACAGCCUUGGCAAAGCUGCUAAGGAGAUGCGACUGAAUGUUCUAGGUCGGCCCGGCCCGCCGUCUGCCCCGAUCAAGUUUGAAGAGAUCGGUGCUGAGAGGAUCACUCUCUCAUGGCUGCCGCCUAAAGACGACGGUGGCUCCAAGGUUACCAACUAUGUGAUCUGGAGGCGAGUGGCGUCCAGAAAAACCUGGGUCCCUGUCACCAGUGAGCCUAAAGAGCGCGUGUGGACUGUGGAAAACCUCAUGGAGGGCCAUGAAUACGUGUUCCGCAUCAUGGCACAGAACAAGUACGGUGUGGGAGAUCCGCUAGAUAGCGACCCGGAGGUUGCCAGAAACCUUUACACGGUUCCCGGGCAAUGUGAAAAGCCGACCGUGACCAACAUCACCAUGGACUCCAUGACCCUCAAUUGGGAGGAGCCAGAAGAUGACGGGGGCUCCCCCAUCACCGGCUACUGGCUGGAACGCAAAGAGACAACCGGCAAACGCUGGACACGUGUCACUCGAGACCCCAUUCGCCCCAUGGGUUUGGGUGAAUCCUUUGUCGUGAGUGGACUCAUUGAGGGCUCACAGUACCUGUUUAGGGUCACUGCGAUAAAUGCUGCUGGCCCGGGACUCGCCAGCCCAACGACGGACCCGAUCUUUGCCAGGGACCCAAUCUCUCCGCCCUCCCCUCCCACACCCAGAGUGUCCGACUGGACCAAGUCUUCCGUGGACUUGGAGUGGAUUCCACCUUUGAAGGACGGAGGCUCCAAGAUUCUGGGCUACUGGGUGGAGUACAAGGAGGAGGGAACUGAAGCCUGGCUGAAGGCAAAAGACACAGAGGUCCGUGUCACUCGCUUCGUCAUCACAGGUCUGAAGACCAAUUCUCAGUACCGCUUCAGAGUCACUGCUUUUAAUGUUGCUGGCACUGGCGAACCUGGCGAGGUUCCAGAGGCCCUUGAAGUCAACGACAGAACCAUCGCUCCAGAGCUAGACCUCGACGCCUCCGUCAAGGAGAGGAUGGUGGUUCAUGCCGGUGGGACCAUCCGCAUCAUUGCCUACAUCUCUGGGCAACCCACCCCCGACGUCACCUGGAGUCGGGAUGGCGCGGCGCUGCCUCCUGAGGCCAAGGUUGAAGCCACUGCCAUCAGCUCUUCCCUGGUCAUCAAGCCCUGUGCCAGGAAACACCUUGGAAUCUACAGCCUGACCGCCAAGAAUGCCGGUGGCGAGAAGUCUAAAAAUGUGACCGUGGAAGUUCUGGACGUUCCUGGACCUGUCGGCAUUCCGCUGACGGCUGAAAACCUGAGCAGCGACUCGUGCAAGCUCAACUGGUUCUUCCCUGAGAACGACGGUGGCUCGCCCAUCAGCAACUAUGUCAUUGAAAAGCGUGAGGCCGAGAGGAAGGCCUGGACUUCACUGUUCUUUAGCGCCAGUCGUCAGAGCGCCCUCGCACAUGGACUCACCGCUGGCAAAGCCUACUUCUUCAGAGUGGCCGCAGAGAAUGCCAUCGGCGUGGGACCGUUUGUGGAAACGGCAGCAGAGAUUGUAAUUAAGGAACCAAUGAGUGUUCCCGAUCGUCCUGAGGAACUUGAAGUCACCAAGGUGACUAAGGACCUGAUCAGUGUCACUUGGAAGGCGCCAAAGUUCGAUGGUGGCUCGGAAGUCAUCAUGUACAUCCUGGAGGCACGAAUGAUCGGCAAAGACAAGUUCACUCGCCUGACUAAAGAAAAGCUGAUGGAGCGCAAGUUCACUCACGACGGACUGCGUGAAGGUGACACCUACGAGUUCAGAGUUAGUGCUGUCAACGAAGUGGGAACUAGCAAACCAUCGUUCUGCACCAAGCCCAUCACAUGCAGAGAUGAGCUCGAGCCGCCGACCAUCGAGCUGGACUUCCGUGACAAGAUCAUCAUCCGUGUCGGUGAGAGCUGCCUCCUGCAGGGCCGCUACACCGGGAAGCCCCCUCCAUCUAUCAUGUGGUACCGGGACGAUGAGGAGCUGAAGGCCGACAAGCACAUCAUGUUCAAGAACACGCUCAGCAGCAUGUCCCUGGGCCUGAUGAAGGCCGAGCGGCAGCACAGCGGCAGAUAUGUGGUGGUGGUGGAGAACAGCACAGGCUGCAGGAAGGGCCUCUGCAACAUCACCGUCGUUGAUCGCCCCACGCCCCCUGUGGGCCCAGUGGUCUUUGAGGAGGUGCAUCGCGAAUUCAUGGUGAUCUCCUGGAAACCUCCCGUGGACAGCGGAGGCGUGGAUGUGUCCAACUACAUCAUCGAGAAGAGAGACACCAAUAGGGACGCUUGGACCACGGUGACUUCAGCCACCACCAAGACCACGUGCAAGAUUCCAAAACUGACCGAAGGUCGUGAGUAUGUGAUGAGGAUAUCUGCUGAGAACAUGUAUGGCAUCAGUGACCCACUCGAGUCGGAGGAAAUGAGAGCCAAAGACCUCUUCAGAGUGCCUGAGGCUCCUGAGAUGCCCACCGUCAGGGAGGUGUAUGCUACCAAUGCACUGGUGCUGUGGACCCGCCCUCGUGAUGGAGGCAAGCCUAUCACUAACUACAUUCUGGAGAAGAAAGAACCGGCAGCAAAGCGGUGGUCCCGAGCCACCAGAGAUCCGCUGUAUCCUGCCACGCAGUAUAGAGUGCAGGACCUCAUUGAGGGAUGUGAGUACGAGUUCCGGGUGAUGGCAGAGAACGAGCUGGGAACUGGAGACCCCAGUGAACCCUCCAAGCCCAUUCUGGCCAAAGAUCCCAUUGUGCCGCCCAGUCCUCCCGUCACCCCAGAAGUCAUCGAUAAGACCAAAGACUCUGUUAGUCUCAGGUGGCAAAUGCCACGGCACGACGGCAAGGGGCGGAUCUUCGGCUACCUAGUGGAAUAUCAGAAGCCAGGAGCGGUGGAGUGGAUCCAGGCCAACGAGAAUCCAGAGCAAUGUCCCGAGCUACACUACGUGGUGACCGGCCUGACAGACGGACAAGAAUACGCCUUCAGGAUCUUCACAGUCAAUGCUGCCGGAAAGUCCGACCCGGCCUACGUGAAAGAGCCUGUCAAGGUCCACGACAGACUCGAGGAACCAGAAUUGCUUCUUGAUGCCAACAUGGCGCGGGACCACCUGGCCAUGCUGGGCACCAACAUCACUCUGAGUGCCUCUGUUCGGGGAGUGCCUCCCCCAGCCAUCAGCUGGAAGAAGGAAGAUGGAGACAUGCCGUCCCACAUCACCGUGGCCACCACCGCUACGGCCAGUAAAGUCUUUAUCCCCAAGUGUGUGCGACUGGACUCUGGAAAGUACACAAUCACUGCUGAGAACUCUGUUGGAAAGAAGUCUGCCACCGUUGCUGUGCUGGUUCUGAACAAACCCUCACCUCCUCGAGACCUGGCGAUCUCUGAGGUCACAAGCGAGUCCGCCUACCUGACCUGGAAAGCCCCGGAGGACAACGGCGGUGCUGUCAUUUCACACUAUGUGGUGGAGAAAAAGGAUGUGGCAGCGGAGCAAUGGGUCCCAGUUUCUGCUGCCAAUAAGAAGCCAAGUCUGAUGGCCAUGUACCUCAUGGAAGGAAUCCAGUAUUUGUUCCGGGUAGCUGCAGAAAACCAGUUUGGCAGAAGUGACUAUGUCACAACCAAGACCCCCGUCAAGGCUGUCGAUCCACUCUACCCCCCUGGGCCGCCAAAGAACCUUCACCACACCGAUGCUGAAAAGACAGAGGUGUGGCUCCAGUGGGAGUGGCCAGAUCGCACCGGUGGAAGCGAGGUUACCGGCUUCCUCGUGGAGCACCAGGAGGAAACUCAGAGUGACUGGGUUAGUUUCAAGACAGUCGGCAACAAUCAUGCCCAUGUGACUGGUCUGGAGGAGGGAAAGACGUACCGCUUCAGAGUCAAAGCCCAGAAUGCCAUCGGCAUCAGCCGUCCAGACACCAGUGUGCCUGUCACCUGCCAAGAGAAGACACUUCCCCCCACUAUUGAAGUCGACGUGAAGCUGAUUGAAGGCUUGGUUGUCAAGGCGGGCAACACAAUCGUCCUCCCGGCAAAAAUGACCGGGAUCCCCACCCCCACAGCCAAGUGGAUGACGGACGGCAAGGAAAUCAUGUCCGAGGGACGCUACCAAAUCGAGUCUGUUGGCUCAUCCACGGUCCUCAGUAUACCAGCGUGCAAGCGAGAGGAAACCGGCGAAUACAUCUUGACGGUGUCUAACCCGGCUGGCAGCAAAACCGUGGCACUGCAUGUGACUGUGCUGGAUCUCCCCGGCCCCCCCAUCGGUCCUGUGAACCUCUUAGAAGUAACACCAGAUUACAUGAUGAUCCAGUGGCGGGCUCCCAAGGACGACGGGGGCACGCCCAUCACCAACUACAUAGUUGAAAAGAAGGACGUAAAGAAACCGUGGGAGCCAUGGUCCGUGGUCAGUUCUGGUGGCAUCAGCACCAAAGCCAAAGUGUCUCGGCUUGAAAAGGGAAGAGAGUACAUUGUUCGUGUGCGUGCAGAGAACAAGAUUGGCAUUGGUUCAGGCCUAGAGAGCCCCCCAACCGUUGCCAAGCACAUGUUCAAUCCCCCUGGUCCACCUGGUCUUCCCCUGUGCUCCGACAUUACCGAAAACGCUGUCACUGUGGAGUGGACUCUCCCAGACCAUGACGGGGGCAGUCCCAUCAGUGGCUACGUGGUGGAGCGCAGAGAGAUGACAGGAAAGUGGAUUCGAGUCAACAAGACUCCCGUGUUGGACCUGAGGUACCGGGUGUCUGGCCUGUUUGAAGGCAACAGCUAUGAGUUCAGAGUGUUUGCCGAAAACAUCGCUGGAAUAAGUGAACCCUCACUUACCUCGGACCCCAUCAAGGCCACUCGUGCCAUCACCAAACCUGGGCCACCGGGAAAUCUCAAGCUGAAGGACUGGAGCAAGUCCUAUGCAGAUAUCUGCUGGACCAAGCCCACCCGAGAUGGAGGUAGUCCUGUCCUGGGCUACGUGGUUGAGAUUCAGAAGUCCGGGUCAGCCCAGUGGGACCGGGUCAACAAAGAACUGAUCAAGAUGUGUGCCUUCCGAGUUCAGGGUCUCAUCGAAGGGAUGGAGUACCGUGUCCGGAUCAGGGCAACCAACAAGGUGGGGGACAGCGAACCCAGGGAGCUGGCUGAUAAGAUCCUGGCCAAGGACAUUCUGGUCCCACCAGAAGUUGUGGUAGACGUGUCAUGUCGAGAUUCACUCACUGUCCGGGCGGGACAGAUUGUCAGUCUCAUCACCAGGGUCAAGGGCAGGCCGGACCCAGAGAUCACCUGGACAAAGGACGCCAGAGCACUGUCUCGCGAUAAACGCACUGAGAUAAACAACCAUUACCCUCUGUGCGAACUAGUCAUCAACGACGCUGUCCGCUCUGACUAUGGGAAGUACGCCAUUGUUGCCAAGAACAGCAGUGGGCAGGCGCAGGCCACCAUCAUUGUCAAUGUUCUGGACACCCCUGGGGCCUGUCAGAAUAUCAAGGUGGCCUAUGUGACGAAGAACUCCUGCAUGGUAUCCUGGGAAAACCCAGAGGACAACGGUGGCACCGAAAUCACCCAGUACAUUAUUGAGUGCCGUCAACCCAGUCAGAGAGGAUGGACCUUGGUGUCCAACGACUGCACAAAGCGUAUGAUGAAAGCUCCACUGACAGAGGGCUGCGAAUAUUUCUUCCGUGUCAGUGCAGAGAACAAGAUUGGGGCCGGACCGCCGACCGAGACCAAGACCCCUGUGCUGGCCGUGGAUCCCAUUGAGAAGCCCGGGGAACCCACAGACUUCCAGAUCGCCGAGAUUGGCAAGACCUUCUGUUUCCUCAAGUGGAAGAAGCCGGACUAUGAUGGCGGCAGCCGCAACCUGGGAUACCAUGUUGAGAAAAGGCCUAAAGAAGCCGAGGAAUGGGAGCGACUCCACAAGGGGGCAAUAAAGGAGACCUACUUCAUGGCCGAUAGAUGUCUAGAAAACCAGAUCUACCAGUUCAGAGUGCAGACUAAGAAUGAAGGCGGGGAGAGUAACUGGGUUACGACAGCCGAGGUUCUGGUGAAGGAACAGCUAGUGGAGCCAGAGAUAAAGAUCAAGCUGGAUGGAACACUGGUUGUCAAAGCUGGAGACUCCAUUCCCAUUGAGGCCAUAGUCAAGGGCAAACCCCAGCCUGACGUCAAGUGGACCAGAGACGACAGUGAGGAGGAGAUGAAGAAGAGCCCAAGACUUCAAAUGGAAACGGGUGCCGAGUUCUCAAAGCUUUUGCUGACUGGUGCCAGGCGCACAGACAGCGGCAGAUACGUCAUCACAGCGUCCAAUUCUGCUGGCAAAUGCUCAGCGCAUGCCAAAGUCAAUGUCUUAGACAGACCUGGACCCGUCAGGGACCUCAAAGUGUCUGGCAUAACCAAUGACAGGUGUCAUCUGUCUUGGGAGAUCCCAGAGGACGACGGUGGCUGUGACAUCUACAACUACAUCAUCGAAAAGUGUGAAACCAAAAGAGGCGUAUGGUCCGUCCACUCCAACGCCGUGAUCACUAAUAAAGCCAACGUCACCCGACUCGUUGAGGGCAACGAGUACGUCUUCCGAGUCCGCGCUGAGAACAAGAUGGGUCCCGGACCCGCUGAGCAAAGUGAAGCUAUCAUGGCCGGAACCCAGUUUAGUGUCCCAGGGGUGCCUGAAGCUCCAGAGGUCACCAAGAUCUCUAAGGAGGAGAUGACGGUGGAAUGGUCUGAGCCCGAGAAGGAUGGGGGGAAACCCAUCACUGGUUACCUGCUGGAGAAGAGGGAGGAGCAUGCCGUCAGAUGGUCACCUGUGAACAAAGACCCAGUACCCGGAACUCGAUUCACCGUGACAGGACUCCUGCCUCUCCACGACUAUCAGUACAGAGUCAAAGCGGUCAAUGAAAUUGGCAUUGGCGGAGCCAGCAAACCAUCCCGUGCCAUUACGGCAAAGGACGCCAUCGAAGUUCCAGCUCCACCCACAAAUCUGAAGGUCUUGGAUAGCACCAAGUCCACUGUGACCCUGGGAUGGGUGAAGCCUGUGUCUGAUGGUGGCGCCCCCAUAAUCGGCUACGUGGUAGAGAUGAGAGUCCAGGGAAGUGCUAAGAAAGGGGAUGAUGGCUGGAAGCGCUGCAAUGUUGCUGCUCAGCUGGUCGUGUGUGAAUUCACCGUCUCAAGUCUGGAUGAGAAAUUGGUGUAUGAAUUCAGGGUUUCUGCUCAGAACCAGGUGGGCAUGAGCACCCCCUGUGACCUGCAGGGAGCCAUCAUACCUCGAGAGAUUUUGGAGGCACCUGAGAUCGAGCUGGACGCUGACCUGAAGCAGGGACUCACGGUCAGAGCUGGUUGUCCCAUCAGACUCUGUGCCACCAUCAGAGGCAGACCUCCUCCCAGAGUGACCUGGAGGCGGAUGGGCAUCGACAACGUUGUUCGAAAAGGUCACGUGGACAUCAUCGACACCAUGACCUUCUUAGUCAUCCCUGACAGCACCCGGUCCGACUCCGGCAAGUACUGUCUGACGGUGCAGAGUCCGGCCGGGGAAAAAGCGGUGUUCGUCAAUGUCAAGGUUCUGGAUACUCCGGGACCUGUCUUGAAUCUGGAGGCCACUGACAUCCUGCAAACGUCCGCCAUGCUCUCAUGGAGUCCGCCUGAGAAUGAUGGGGGAAGUGAAAUUCUGCACUACAUCGUGGAAAAACGUGCAAUUGACAAAAAGACAUGGGCCACUGUCAAGGCCGAGGUGGACAAGGACAAGAUUCCCUUCAAAGUCUCCGGUCUCAUGUCUGGAACCGAGUAUUACUUUAGAGUAACUGCAGUCAAUGAGUAUGGCUCUGGAGUUCCGAGAGUGUCUCCGACAUCCUACUUGGCCUCCGACCCUGUCAGUAAACCAGAUCCUUGUGAAAAGAUGGAGGUUCUGGAGAUCACCAAGAACAGUGCCACCGUCGGCUGGGUGAAGCCUGCAAGGGAUGGUGGAGCCAAAAUCGAUGGUUAUGUUAUCGAGUACAUCGAGGUGAAACCUCUUCCAGAACCACCGGCACCUGUCGAGGUUCCAGAGGGAGAGGAGGCUCCUGCCCCUGCCCCUGCCCCCCCACCUCCACCAGUGGAGGAGGAAGACGAAGAAGUGGAGCCGGAGAAGGAGGUGUGGAAUGCAUACACCACGGUGAAGGGUCUGACCAUCAGCAUCAGCGGCUUAAAAGAAGGGAAGAGAUACAAGUUCAGAGUGGCUGCCAAAAACAUCAUGGGCCUGAGUUUGUUUACCGAGACGAGACAGCCGGUGGAGAUACGCGAGCAGAUAUUGGAGCCAAAGAUUGUCAUGCCGGAGAUGGCGAGUGCCAGAGCUGGAGCCAAGCUCAGGGUGGAGGCACUCGUGUCGGGAAAGCCUUCGCCCAGCUGCAAGUGGAUGCGCGGCACAGAGGCCGUGGUCCCAUCCAGCCGCCUCGCGGUGCACCAGUCUGGUAAUAUGUGUGUGCUGAUCAUCAAGGAUGUCUCCAGGAUGGACAGUGGCGAGUACAGCCUCGUAGCUGAGAACAUCUCUGCCAAGGUGGUGGAGUCCAUGAAGAUUGUCAUCAAGGACAUCCCAGGACCUCCUGAAGGCCCUGUGGAGGUAGGGGACAUUGACUCCGACUCCUGCUCCCUCUCCUGGAACAAACCGCUGGAGGAUGGUGGAACCAACAUCACCAACUACGUGGUGGAGAAGUGUGACCUCAGUCGUGGGGACUGGGUGACAGCUGUCUCGUCCUGCCCUAAAACCACGUGCAGACUUGGUAAACUCAUCCCUGGAAAGGAGUAUGUGUUCCGCAUACGUGCUGAGAACCGCUAUGGCGUCUCCGACCCCAUCCAGUCUGACAGGAUGAUUGCCAAGUUCCCCUUCGAUGUCCCCAGUGAACCCCUAAACUGCCGAAUCAACAAGACAAACAAAGACUGCAUGUUCGUGGCCUGGGACAAACCUGAGAGUGACGGUGGUAGCCCAAUUACUGGAUACUACAUCGAGCGCAAGGAACGCAACAGCCUGUUGUGGGUGAAGGCGAACGACACGGUGGUCCGCACCACUGAGUACCCCUGUGCGGGUCUGAUCGAGGGUCUGGAAUAUACCUUCAGAGUGUCGGCCAUCAACCGUGCAGGUCAGGGCAAACCAAGCAAGAAGACCGACUUUGUCACAGCCAGGACACCAGUCGACACGCCUGGCAAACCAGAGGUCCUGGACGUUACGAAAAAUUCAGUUACCCUGGUAUGGGCUCGUCCCAAAAAUGAUGGCGGCAGUAAGAUAAUCGGAUAUUAUGUGGAGGCGUUGAGGGUCCCGGGGGACUCCUGGGUUCGCUGCAACACCAGCAGUCAAAAUGUUCCCAGAGAGGAGUACACGGUGACUGGCCUGGAGAGGGACCUGCAGUACCAGUUCCGAGUCAUUGCUAAGACUGCUGUCAACAUGAGCAAACCCUCGGAGCCAACAGACCCCAUUCUUGUUUGUGCUGAAAAUGUGCCUCCACGGGUGGAGCUGAAUGCACGGAUGCAGAAGGGUUUCAAAGUAAAGGCGGGAACCACAGUCCUUCUGGAGGCCGACGUGUUCGGUAAACCCAUGCCUCGAGUCACUUGGAAGCGAGGUGACGACAGCCUCAAGUCCGCUGAGGGCCAAGUGAUCACCAAACAGAGAGAACACUGUCAGCUGGAGAUGACCGCAGUCACCAAGGACCAGACAGGGACCUACACAGUUCUGGCUGAGAAUGCCAGUGGGUCCAAGUCUGCUGAAAUCAGUGUCGUUGUCCUUGAUGUUCCUGGGCCGCCUGCCGCUGCCCAGUACCUGGAGGUGUUUUCUACAAGCAUCAAACUUGCCUGGGAAGCACCGCUGAAGGACGGCGGCUCGCCUGUCAGCAACUACAUCGUGGACAAGCGUGAGACCAGCCGAGCCAACUGGGCACAGGUGGCCAGCAAGAUCAAGAAGGACACCCUGGAGCUGACCGUGGAGAAGUUGAUUGAGGGUCAUGAGUACCAGUUCAGAAUACGCGCUGAAAACACCUGGGGAGUGGGAGACGCUCUCGUAACGAACCCUGUCAUCGCCAAGAACCCUUUCACUGUUCCUGGACCCUGCGAGGCGCCAGUGGUCACCAACAUCACCAAGGAGAGUAUGACCGUAAGCUGGAAGGAGCCAGCAGACGACGGGAAGUCCACUAUUCAGGGCUACAUGUUGGAGAAGAAGGAGACCAAAGAAAUGAAUUGGACCCGGCUGAACAGGAAGCCGAUGACGGACAGGAGCCUGGAAGUCGCUGGUCUCACGGAAGGAGUGGAGUAUGAGUUCAGAGUGUCUGCCGUCAACCAGGCGGGAACUGGCAAAGCCAGCGAGCCCUCAGCCGGCGCCGUGGCCCAGAAUCCCAUCACGCCACCUGGUCCUGUCGUGAACCCAAGCGUGGCUGACACGUCCAACAGCUCCAUUAGCCUCACUUGGACUGCUCCUGCCAGCAAUGGUGGAAGCCCCAUCCUGGGAUACCUCGUGGAAUGCAAGAGAACCGAUUCAACGGACUGGAUCCGCUGUAAUGUCCCCCGGAAUCUGCAGGACACCGAUUACACCGUUCAGAACCUGAUCCACAAGGCAGAGUACCAGUGCCGCGUGACUGCCGUCAACAAGGUUGGCUUCAGUGAGGCUGUCGAAGUUCCUGGCAAGCACGUUGCAAAGGAUGUCAUCGUUCCUCCUGAAGCAGAAUUCAGUGCCGAGCUGAAGGACGGGCUCGAGCUCCGUGCUGGCGCCACCAUGAGGCUGCAGGCAACAGUCAAGGGUCGCCCAAUACCCCGAAUCACUUGGGCCAAGAUGAACACCAACAUCAAAGACAGACAGGGAAUCAUGAUCAAGUCCAGCAACACUGACACCUGCGUGGUGGUGGAGAACGUCAAUCGAUACGAUGCUGGGAAGUACAUCCUCAACCUCGAGAGCUCUUCCGGCAUGAAGAUGUACACCGUCGUCGUCAAGGUUCUCGACACUCCCGGACCCCCAGUCAACUUGAUGGUCAAGGAGACCAACAAGGACAGUGCGUCCAUCUACUGGGACGCUCCUCUGAUUGACGGGGGCUAUGAAGUCACGCACUACAUCGUUGAAAAACGAGACACCGAGAGGAAGGCCUGGUCGAUCGUCUCCAACAGUUGCCCCAAGACCUUCGUCAAGGUGCCAGAUCUCAACGCCGGACACUCUUACUGCUUCAGAGUGUCCGCAGUGAACCAGCUUGGUGCCGGAGAGAGCUGCGAGACCGUGGACUCCGUCAGAGCAUCUGAGGAGCCAGGGCCAGUCAUGGACUUCAAGACGUUGCUAGUCACCAAGGAUUCCUGCACACUGAGUUGGAAGAAACCACUCACUGACGGCGGAUCCCGCAUCAUCUGCUAUGUGCUGGAGGUCCUGAAUGGUGAUGACAAGUACAAGGAACUGAUGAGGUCCAAAAACAUGCAGUACAGUGCCAAGGACCUGGUGGAGGGUAAAGAGUACAACUACAGAGUCAAGGCUGUCAAUGACACUGGCGAGAGUGCUGCCAAGGAGCUGACUGUCGUGGCCAAGGACCAGAUCAUCCAUCCCAGCUGCGACCUGAAGGAGUUGCCCAACAUGUGCUACAUCGCCAAAGAGGGCAGCACGGUCCGCCUGAAAAUCCCCAUCAUCGGCAAACCCACCCCCAAGGUCUCCUGGAAGAAAGGGGAGGACGAAGACCUGACAGACACGGGUCGCGUUUGUGCCGAGUCAUCCGCAGUCAACACCACGCUCCUGAUCAGAGACUGCCAGAGGAGCGACGCCUGCAAGUACACUAUCACACUGCGGAACAGUGCGGGCAGCAAGGAGUCCACCAUCUUUAUCAGGGUGGUGGGGAAGCCUGGAAUCCCAGUUGGACCGGUCAAGUUCAAGGAUGUGACAGCAGACGGGGCCACGCUGAAGUGGUGUGCUCCCAAGGACGACGGGGGCUCAGAGAUCACCAACUACAUCCUGGAGAAGAGAGAUUCCAUCACCAACAUGUGGGUGACUGUGUCCUCGGCAGUUGAGACCAGCAGCAUGAGGGUCACCGGCCUUCACGAGGGCACUGAGUACAUUUUCCGGGUCUGCGCUGAGAACAAGUACGGCGUAGGCGAGGGACUGAAGUCGGAACCCACAGUGGCUAAACACCCCUUCAAUGUUCCAGAUGCUCCUGCACCGCCUCAGAUCGUUAGCAUGAGGCACAACUCUGCAUACCUGGCCUGGAAUGACCCCAGGAAGACAGGAGGAUCUCCCAUUACUGGCUACCAUGCAGAGUUCAAGGAGCGCAACAGCAUGUUGUGGAAGAGGGCCAGUUCCGCCCCGCUCCGGAUGAAGGAACACAAGGUGACCGGACUGACUGAAGGUCUGGAGUAUGAAUUCCGGGUCAUGGCUAUAAACCUGGCUGGGAUUGGACGACCGAGUGGCCCGACUGAUCCCCAAGUCGCUCUGGAUCCUAUCGACACUCCAGGGAAACCAGAUGUGAUCAGCAUCACCAGAAGCACGGUGACGCUGCAGUGGACCGAGCCACAGUUCGAUGGCGGACACAGACUGACCGGCUACAUUGUGGAGAGACGCGACCUCCCGUCCAAGAUCUGGGUGAAGGCUAACAACGUGAACGUGGUGGAUCCCGCCUUCACCGUCACAGACCUGCAGGAGGGCUGCAAGUACGAGUUCAGGAUCAGAGCUAAGAACUCUGCUGGCGCGCUUAGCCCGCCCUCCGAGCAGACGGAUACCAUCAUCUGCAGGGACGAAUAUGCUGCGCCAACGAUCAUCAUCGAUGCACAAGUGAUGGAAGGACUGACUGUGAGAGCGGGAGACACCAUCGUCAUCACCGCCACAAGUAUUCUGGGAAAGCCAGCUCCAACGUCCUGCUGGUCCAAGGGAGGAAAGUACUUUAAACCCUCUGACAUCGUGGGGAUUGAGACAACUGCGACCUCCUCCACUCUGUCUGUCAAGUACGCUGGGAGGAAGGACUCCGGGGACUACGUCAUCACUGCCAGCAACCCCUUCGGUGUGAAGGAAGAGACAGUGAAGGUCAAGGUUUUGGACGUCCCAGCAUCACCUGGUCCCAUCGAGUGCUGCGGCAUCUCCUCUCAGAAAGUAACCCUUACUUGGACGGCCCCGACUGAAGACGGAGGCUCUCCUAUUAAGUACUACACCCUGGAGAAAAGGGAGACGAGUCGCCUUCUAUGGACCAUCCUGGAGGAAAAGGUCCUUGACUGUCACUAUGUGGCGAACAAGCUCAUCCAGGGCAACGAAUACAUCUUCCGAGUGUCCGCAGUGAACCAGUAUGGCGCCAGCGAGCCUGCUCACUCCGAGCCGGCAAAGAUGGUCGACAGAUUCGGUCCACCAGGUCCACCGUCUAAACCUGAAGUUGAGGGUGUUAAUGGUCACUCGGCCACAGUGACCUGGAGGAGGCCCACAGAGGAUGGAGGAAGUGACAUCAUCGGAUAUUGUGUGGAAAAGAAGGAGAAGAAAGCCAUGCGAUGGGUCAGGGCGUCCAAAAAGUCGAUAGGUGAACUGAGCUAUCACGUCACUGGACUUAGCGAAGGUAAUGAGUAUGAGUUCAGAGUCUUGGCAGAGAACUUGGCAGGCUUCGGAGAGCCGAGUGAACCGUCGAUGACCAUCAGAACCGUGGUCGAGGCCUACGUUCCUGGACCACCAGUAAACCCAAGAGUCACUGACACAACCAAAGCCACCGCCACCCUCAACUGGGGGAAACCGCUUGACAACGGUGGUCUGGACAUUACCGGAUACAUCAUCGAGCACAACAAAGACGGAGCAGAGGAGUGGGUCAAAGACACGCCUUCUUCUCCUCUGAGAAUCACUGAGUUUGUUGUGCCCAAUUUGGAGACGGGAGCCAAGUACCGCUUCAGGAUUAGUGCAGUGAAUGCCAAAGGAGCCGGAGAGCCUGCAGAGACCCCGGAGCCAACAGAGAUUGUGGAGCGGGAGGCCGAGCCUGCUUUUGAGCUGGAUGUGGAGCUCCGGCGAACUCUGGUGGUUCGGGCCGGCUGCUCCAUUCGCCUCUUCGUGCCGAUCAAGGGGCGCCCGACGCCUUCAGUCAUAUGGACGAAAGCCGGGGGUCCGGUGCCACGUGCUGUCAUCGACAGCACCGAGUCCUUCACGAUGCUGAUCAUCCCGGAAAGUUCCAGGAUCGACGCAGGACAAUACGAACUCACCUUGCAGAACUCCUCUGCAACAAAGAGCGCCACCAUCAAUGUUCGAGUUCUAGACUCGCCUGGACCCCCCUUGAACCUGAAGCCGUUAAAGAUUAACAAAGAGAGCAUCAGCCUUCAGUGGGAGGUGCCCCUCAUAGACGGUGGGGCUAAAGUAACAAAUUACAUCAUUGAGAAAAGAGAAUCCACUCGCAAAGCGUUUGCCACGGUGAUCACUCACUGCCCAACAACAUCAGUCAGCAUCCCGGACCUCUGUGAAGGCUGUGAGUAUUACUUCCGAGUCUCAGCUGAGAAUGAGUAUGGAAUUGGUGAGGCGGUGGAAACAUCCGACCCAAUCCGGGCCUCUCAGACACCGACGCCCCCAGAGAGCAUUAUUCCAGCCGACAUCACCAAGAAUUCCGUGAGUCUGGUCUGGACAAAACCCAAACAUGACGGUGGCAGCAGGAUAACCGGAUAUGUUCUCGAGGCUCAGAAAAAGGGGACAGAUCAGUGGGCUCAUGUGACCACUGUGAAGAGCAUGGACUACACUGUGAAGAACCUGAACGAGAAUGAGGAGUAUGUCUUCCGAGUCAUGGCUGUCAACCAUUCAGGCAGAAGUCUCCCGAGAGAAAGCAAACCCAUUGUUGUCAAGGACUCCACCUCUCUUCCAGAGUUCGACCUGCGUGGUGUGUGUCAGAAAACUGUCAUUGCAAAAGCAGGAGAUGACAUCAAGGUGGAGAUUCCAGUGAUGGGACGCCCGAGACCAACGGUGUCUUGGCUAAAGGACGGCGCAUCCCUGAAGCUGACUCAGAGAACUAAUGUGGAGACCACCUCGGCCACCGUCAUUCUCAGCAUCAAUGAGUGCACCAGAGCUGACAGCGGUGUUUACACUCUUACUGGAAAGAACAGCGUGGGGUCUGUGACCGACAACAUCAUCGUCAAAGUGCACGAUGUUCCUGGACCUCCAAAGGGACCAGUCAAAAUUGUGGAAAUGUCACGAACCUACUGUGUCUUUGCAUGGGAAACACCGGAAAACGACGGAGGUGUCCCCAUUACCAACUAUGUGGUCGAGAUCCGGGACACCUCCACACAGACAUGGACGGAGUUGUCCUCCUCUAUUAUCCGCACAACGUUCAAAGCCAUCCGUCUGACAACGGGCUCCGAGUACCAGUUCAGGAUCAAGGCCAAAAAUCGAUACGGAGCUGGAACGCCAAUCACCUCAGAGGCGGUCGUGGCAGCAUAUCCGUUCAAAGCACCCGGACCCCCGGGUACUCCCAAUGUUGUGGCUUUCACCAAGGACUCCAUAACAAUCGGAUGGAACGAGCCAGUGUCUGAUGGCGGUAAUGAAGUCAUGGGCUACCAUGUUGAGAGGAAAGAAAGAAGCAGCAUAAUGUGGCAGAAGAUCAGUAAAGGUAUGGUUAAAGGCAACAUUUUCAAGACCAUCGGCCUGGAGGACGGAGUGGCCUAUGAGUUCCGAGUGAUGGCCGAAAACAUGGCUGGAAUUGGAAAACCAAGCAAAGCCUCCGAACCUAUUCUUGCGCUGGACCCAGUGGACCCACCGGGUCAGCCUGUGCCCACGUCUGUGAAUAAGAAUGUCAUCACCAUCCAGUGGACGAAACCAGAGUACGAUGGCGGCUUCAAGAUCACAGGAUACACCGUGGAGAAGAGAGAGCUUCCCGCGGGUCGCUGGAUGAGGGCCAACUUUACAAACAUUCUCGAGACCACCUUUACUGUCAGCGGGCUGACUCAAGACAUGUCCUAUGAGUUCCGCGUGAUGGCCCGAAACUCAGCCGGGGCGGUGAGCGUACCCUCGGACCCCUCGGACCCCAUCACCUGCAAAGAUGACAUCAUCGAACCACGGAUCAUGGUGGAUGCCAUCUUCAAGGACGUGGUCCUGCUUAAGGCUGGGGAGUCCUUUAAGCUGGAUGCCGAUGUAGCCGGACAGCCGAGCCCAUCCAUGGUCUGGACCAAGAAUGGGAAGGAGGUUGAGAACACGCUCAAGCUGGACGUCAAGUUCACCGAACUGACAACAGUGCUGACAAACAAGGACUCUGUCAGAGCUGAUGGAGGCGAGUUUGUCUUGACAGCAACAAAUGUUGGUGGAUUCUGUAAACACAUUUUCAAGGUUAAAGUCCUUGACCGACCAGGGCCACCUGCUGGACCCCUAGGGGUGUCAAAUGUCACCGCGGACAACUGUGUCCUGUCCUGGGGUCCCCCGGCGGACGACGGUGGAGCCAAAAUUGAAGGCUAUACGAUUGAGAAACGUGAAUCCAGCAGACUGGUGUGGACAAACGUGGUCUCUGAUCUGCAGGUGACUGAGUUCAAGGUGCCCAAGCUGUUGAAAGGAAACGAAUACAUCUUCCGAGUCAUGGCCAUGAACAAAUAUGGACAAGGGGAACCACUUGACUCUGAACCAACCAUUGCAGACAACCCCUACGUGGUUCCAGAUUCUCCAGAAGGGGUGGAGGUGACGGCCAUCACCAAAGACUCCAUGGUUAUCAUGUGGCAGGCGCCAAAGAAUGACGGCGGGACUCCAGUGACCAACUACAACAUCGAGAGAAAAGACCGAAUCGGACUCCGCUGGGUGAAAUGCAAUAAAAGAAAAGUGAAAGACCUUCAGUUUAAAGCAUCAGGACUUGUUGUCGGACAUGAAUAUGAGUUCAGAGUCUUGGCAGAGAAUGCUGCUGGACUGAGUGCUCCAAGUGCAUCCAGUCCUUUCUACAAGGCCACCGACGCCCUGUACAAACCAGGGGCCCCAUGCAAUCCGAGGUUACUUGACACAACCAAGUCGUCCAUAACCGUGGCCUGGAACAAGCCCAUGUACGAUGGCGGCUCCAGUAUCACCGGCUACAUUGUGGAGACAUGUGUCCCGACCGAAAAGGAGGAGGAAGAGGAGUGGACAAUUGUCACACCCAAAGGCGGCCUCGUAGCAACCUGCUUCACCAUCACUGGCCUCAAGGAGAACCAGGAGUACAAGAUCAACAUCUCUGCUCUCAACAGCGAGGGUGUGGGUGAGGCCGCAUCUGUUCCCGGACUUCCCAAAGCUGAGGACAGACUCGUACCGCCAGAGAUAGACGUGGAUGCUGAGCUCAUGAAGGUUGUUAGUCUCAGGGCCUGCUGCUCGCUCAGGCUGUUUGUACCUAUCAGGGGGAGACCGGUUCCUCAAGCCAAGUGGACCAAAGAGGACGGAGAAGCCAUUGAGAGAGCAACCAUCGACACCACGACUUCUUACACGUCACUCGUUAUUGAGAAUGUGAACAGAUUCGACAGUGGUAAAUACAACCUCACAGUUGAGAACAGCUCAGGAAGCAAGACUGUCUCAGUUCAAGUGAGAGUGCUCGAUACACCCAGUGCUCCAAGGAACCUGAAGAUCACUGCUGUGACUUGCCAGUCAGUCACUCUGACGUGGGAUUCACCAGCCAAUGACGGUGGGGUCAAAAUUAAGAAUUACAUUGUGGAGAAGCGCGAGUCAACAAGGAAAGCCUAUGCAACAGUCAGUGCAAUGUGCCACCAGAACACUUUCACCGUGGAGCAGCUGCUGGAAGGCUGCAACUACUACUUCAGAGUCCUGGCUGAGAAUGAAUAUGGCAUCGGUUUACCCAUAGAGAGCGGGGAGUCGAUUAAAGUGUCUGAAAAGCCCCAGCCGCCAGGCAAGAUCACACUGAAGGAUGUCACAAAGACCAGCGUAACACUGGGCUGGGAAAAGCCUGAGCACGACGGCGGCAGCAGAGUCGGAUGUUACGUUGUUGAAGUCCAGCCCAAAGGAGUCGAUAAAUGGACUCAGGCACUGAUCGUCAAAGAGACAGAAGCUACGAUCAGUGGGCUCAAUGCCGGUGAGGAGUAUUCGUUCCGGGUAGCGGCAAGGAAUGAGAAGGGAACCAGUGACCCCCGGCAAAUCGGAGUGCCGGUCAUCGUAAAAGAUUUAGUCAUCCUUCCGGCUGCAAAACUGCUCUUCAACACGUUCAGCGUGUUGGCCGGGGAGGACCUGGCUAUCGAGGUCCCAUACAUCGCUCGUCCAAAAGCCUCUGUCUCCUGGGUCAAGGACAGCCAGCCGCUGAAGCGAACCACCAGAGUGAACUUUGGUGCAACAGACACGCUGCUGAAGCUCAACAUUAAAGAGGCAUCCAAGGAUGACUUCGGGCACUACCACAUCACCAUUAGCAACACAGCUGGUGAGACGACGGCAGACAUUGGCAUUGUUGUCCUGGACAAACCAGGCCAACCACAGGGUCCGGUCCAAGUGGAAGAAGUUACCUCUGACAGUGUGACCAUCUCAUGGAAGGCACCUGAGUAUGAUGGUGGCUGUACCAUCAAAAACUACAUUGUUGAGAAAAGAGACACUUCCACCACCAACUGGAUGGUCGUCGCUCCUAACCUGGCGAGGACCCAAGUCAAAGCUGGGCGGCUGAAGACUGGAUCUGAAUACCAGUUUAGAAUCACCGCUGAAAACCGAUACGGAAAAGGACCUGUGUUAGUGUCCGAGUGUAUCGUGGCUCAGUACCCAUACAAGCUCCCGGGACCCCCUGGAACUCCUUCGGUAAGCAGCUGUACCAGGGACAGCAUGGUGGUCGCCUGGAACGAACCAGUGAACGACGGAGGCAGCGCAAUCCUUGGCUACCAUCUUGAACGCAAAGAGAGAAACAGCAUUUUGUGGGUCAAACUCAACAAGUCUCUGAUCGUUGACCAGACCUUCAAGACCUCAGGCUUGGAGCCCGGGAUGGAGUACGAGUUCCGGGUUUAUGCAGAAAACAUUGUUGGCAUCGGCAAGGUCAGCAAGGUGUCCGAGGGACAAAUUGCCAGAGACCCGUGUGACCCUCCAGGCACUCCGGAAGCCACCAAGAUUACCAGAGACUCCGUCACAAUUGUUUGGACAAAGCCAGAGUACGACGGUGGCGCCAAGGUGACCGGCUACAUAGUGGAAAAGAAGGAUCUCCCAGAGGGGCGCUGGUUGAAGGCUAACUUCACCAACAUCAUUGAGACUGAGUACACUGCGACUGGUCUUGUGGAAGGCAGCCAGUAUGAGUUCCGCGUCAUAGCUAGAAAUGCUGCCGGUGUCUUCAGUUUACCCUCUUACAGCACUGGGCCAAUAGCUGCCAUGGACGAAAUUGAGCCGCCGAACUACAGCAUCGACCCUGAAUACACGCAGAUCAUAACUGUCAACGCGGGAGAUAACUUCAAGAUUGACGCAGAUGUUCGUGGCAAACCGCUGCCUUCCAUUCACUGGCUGAAGGCCGGUGUCGAGCUCGCCAACACCAUCCACAGAGAGAUCAAGAACACAGACGUCAAAGCCUGCAUUUCAGUCAAAGAAGCCAAACUCUCAGAUGGAGGCCAGUACACUCUGAUGCUGAGAAACCCGGGUGGGGAGAAGCUGGUGUUGAUCAAUGUUGUGGUCUUGGAUAAACCCGGAGAGCCUCAGGGACCGAUUGCCGUCACUGGCAUCACUAAAGACAGAUGCUCCCUUUCCUGGAAAGUCCCAAUUCAAGACGGUGGCAGCCAAAUUUCACACUACGUUGUUGAGAGGAGAGAGACCAGCAGACUGGUCUGGACAGUCGUCGACCCUAAAGUGGAAAACACUUAUCUGAGAGUGAGCAAGCUCCUCGAGGGAAACGAGUACAUCUUCAGAAUUCGUGCAGUCAACCCGUUUGGUGCCGGCGCAGCCUUGGAAUCAGCGCCAGUGGUCAUCACAGACCCAUUCACUCCACCCAGUGCGCCAAAGAACUUGGAAGUCUCCGACAUUAAGAAGGACUCCAUGCUUCUCGCGUGGGAGGCACCUUCUGAGGAUGGUGGGAGCCCCGUCCUCAGGUAUGUCAUUGAAAAACAUGACAAGGAGGGAGUUCGGUGGACGAGGUGCAACAGGGAAGCCGUUUCCCAGCUCACCUACAGAGUGCCUGGCCUCCUGGAAGGACACAGCUAUGAAUUCAGAGUAGCUGCAGAAAACGCUGUCGGCGUUGGAGAGCCCAGCUCUGCCACAGUGUAUUACAAGGCUCUUGAUCCCAUCUUCAGACCCGGCCCCCCUCACAAUCCACGCGUGACAGACACCACCAAAUCAUCGGUCCUGCUGUCCUGGGGCAAACCGGUUUGUGACGGUGGCUGUGACAUUCAAGGGUACGUUGUUGAGAGCUGUCCAACCACGGAGCAGGCUGCAGAGGAUGCAGCUUCUGGUGAGGCGCCUGCUGAGGAGUGGACCAUGUGCACACCCCCCUCUGGAAUCAAACUCACCAAGUUUGAGGUGCUGAGCCUGAAGGAGAAUCAGGCGUACAAGUUCAGAGUGUGCGCCAUCAAUAAAGUCGGCGUUGGCGAGAGUGCUGACGUUCCAGGAGUCACAGUGGCGCAGGACAGGGCAGAGGAGCCAGACUUGGACAUCGAUCCUGAACUCAGGAAGAUUGUGACCAUCAAAGCUGGAGCUUCUUUGCGACUGUUUAUCCCUAUCAAAGGAAGACCAACUCCCAGCGUCAAGUGGGACAAGGACGACGCGCCACUGAAGGAAACCGCUCAAUUGGAAGUAACAAGCAGCUACACGGCACUGGUCAUUGACAAGAUGAGUCGCACGGACAGCGGUAAAUACACUGUCACUGCGGCCAACUCCAGUGGGACCAAGUCUGCUUUCGUUGUCGUUCGUGUCUUGGAUACACCCGGCGCACCCAUGAACCUGAAGGUCAAAGAAAUUACAAAUCAAUCGGUGACACUUGCCUGGGAAGCUCCCCUGCUGGAUGGAGGGUCCAAGAUCAAGAAUUAUAUUGUCGAGAAGAGGGAGAGCACUCGCAAGACUUACGCAGCAGUGGUGACAAACUGCCACGCCCUGUCCUGGAAGAUCGAACCGCUCCAGGAGGGCUGCAGCUACUAUUUCAGAGUGCUAGCGGAGAACGCUCAUGGUGUCGGCUUGCCAGCCCUCACUGUGGACCCUCUGAAGGUCUCAGAGGUUCCUCAGUGCCCCAGGAGUCUGAUCGUCACAGACCAGACAAAGACAAGCAUUUCUCUGGCAUGGGAGAAGCCAGAGUACGACGGCGGCAGCAGGGUCAUGCAGUACCUGCUGGAAGUGCAGCUGAAGGGCCAAGACAAGUGGUCUGGUGUCAACACCUUCAAAACAAUGGAGACUACUGUGACUAACCUCAACCCAGGCGAAGAAUACCUGUUCCGAGUCACAGCACUGAAUGACAAGGGAAAGAGUGAGCCAAAAGUCCUGACUGGCCCAGUCAUGACAAAGGACUUGGUCUUCGAGCCAGAUGUCCGACCCUCGUUCAGCAGCUACAGCGUUCAUGUAGGCAAAGACCUGAAAGUCGACAUCCCUAUUUUUGGCCGUCCAAAGCCAGCGGUGACAUGGACCAAAGAUGGAGCGCCACUGAAGUUCACCACAAGAGUGAACAUCCACAACACGCCGACUACCACCACGCUCAGCAUCAAAGAGGCGGCAGGAGACGACGGAGGCAUGUACAGCAUCACUGCCACCAACACCGCGGGAAAGAAAGACACGGCUCUUGAGAUCAUAGUGCUAGACAAGCCGAGUGCUCCCUCCGGACCGGUGAGGUUCAAUGAGAUCACCACUCAAAGUGUCUCCAUCUCCUGGGAUCCACCAAGGCACAAUGGAGGCUGCCAGAUUUCAAACUACAUUGUCCAAAAGAGGGACACGACUACAACUACGUGGGAGAACGUCAGCAUCAACUGCGCCAGGACUAGCAUCAAAGUCCCCCGCUUGAAGACUGGCGCCGAGUACCAGUUCAGGAUUAUUGCCCAGAACCGUUAUGGCAAGAGCCACGGCCUGGACUCCUCGGCUGUCGUUGCACAGUACCCGUACAAAGAGCCUGGUCCGCCAGGCACUCCAUUCAUCUCCUCUCUCUCCAGAGACCAUCAGAUUGUGGAAUGGCACGAGCCUGUGUCCGAUGGAGGCAGCCCUGUUCUUGGCUAUCACCUGGAAAGGAAGGAGAGGAACAGCAUUCUUUGGGUCAAAAUCAACAAAAUGCUCAUCCAUGAGACGACUUUCAAGAGCCAUCCCCUGGAGGAAGGCAUCGAGUACGAGUACAGGGUUUAUGCCGAGAACAUCGUGGGCGUCGGCAGAUGCAGCAAGAUAUCAGAGGGUUGUGUUGCCCGUGACCAGUGUGACCCACCGGGUGCACCAGAGGCGGUUCACGUGACAAAGGACACCAUUGUCAUCCAGUGGACUAAGCCAGAGUAUGACGGUGGCAGCAACAUCACAGGCUACCUGGUCGAGAAGCGCGAUCUCCCAGAGGGACGGUGGGUGCGUGCCAACUUCACCAACGUGAUCGAGACCCACUUCACUCUCACUGGCCUGACAGAGAAUGCCCAGUACGACUUCAGAGUCAUAGCCAAAAAUGCUGUCGGGACGCUCAGCAAACCGUCGUACAACAGUGGGCCGAUCACUGCAAACGACGAAGUUGAAGCCCCCAAAUAUUCCAUCGAUCCUGCUUUCACCAAGACCAUCGUCAUUAAUGCCGGGGAGACCUUCAAGCUGGACGCCGAUGUCCGCGGAAAGCCGCUGCCAUCCAUCCAGUGGUUUAAAGACGAGGCUCCUGUUGAGAACACGCUGCGGCUGGAGCUGAGAAACACAGAGAACCACGCUCUGCUAGUGAUCAAGGACGCUGUCAGAGUCGACGGCGGACUGUACACCCUUCAGCUGAGCAACCAGGCCGGAAGUGAAACUGUGCCAUUCAAAGUAGUCGUCCUGGACAGGCCCAGCAAAUGUGAGGGACCGCUGCAUGUAACCGGUGUAGCGGAGGAUCGUUGCACUCUGGUUUGGCGCGCUCCUUUGCAUGAUGGCGGCAGUCCAGUCUCCCAGUACAUCAUUGAACGGAGAGAGACGAGCCGCCUGGCUUGGACUGUUGUUUCUGCCAACUGCGACACCACCUGCUUCCGGGUCACCAAGCUCUUGGAAGGCAACGAGUACAUGUUCCGAGUCAUGGCAGUCAACAGUUACGGCACCAGUGAACCUUUGGAGUCCAGCAGUGUGGUCAUGAAGACUCCGUAUGUUACCCCCGGUCAACCCCAUGUUGAAGAUGUGUCACACAUAGCCCAUGACAGCAUGACCGUGACCUGGUCGGCCCCAGAGAGUGACGGCGGUAGCGAAAUCACAAACUACAUCGUUGAAAAGAAGGACAGGGCAGGGAUCAAAUGGACCCGGUGCAACAGACAGAAGGUGACAGACUUGUCCUUCAGAGUGACAGGUCUCACCACUGAUCACGAGUAUGAAUUCAGAGUCGCUGCUGAGAAUUUGGUUGGCGUGGGAGAACCAAGUUUGCCCAGCUCCUACUAUAAAGCCUGCGACCCCAAGUACAAGCCAAGCUCGCCUGCGUAUGUGAAUGUUGUGGACUCCACAAAGGCGUCUGUCACAGUCUCAUGGGGCAAACCGCUUUCUGAUGGCGGCAGCCCCAUUCAAGGCUACAUCGUUGAGGUCUGCAAGGCUGAGGAAGAGGAGUGGACCAUGGUCACGCCUGCUACGGGCCUGCGCGUCAACAAAUAUGAAGUCACUAACUUGAUGGAGGGACAGGAGUACAAGGUCCAGGUGUGUGCGCUGAACAAGCUCGGAGUCGGUGAACCAGCGCUACUUUCAGGAACUGCCAAGCCUGAAGAACGUGUGGAGCCACCUGAGAUACGCCUAGACUCAGAAUUGAGAAAGGGCAUCAUUGUGAAAGCUGGCGGCUCUGUGAGAAUAAAUGUCCCAUUCAAGGGCCGUCCAAUGCCCGAGAUUAAGUGGACCAAGGACGAGGGGGACCUCGGCGAGAAGGCUGUCGUUGAGAAGACGCUCAGCUUCUCUCAGCUGUCCAUCGAUUCAUGUGACAGGAGUGAUUCAGGGAAGUACACUCUGACUCUGACCAACAGCAGCGGUUCAGUGUCCGAGUUCGUGACAGUCAAGGUGCUGGAUGCCCCCGGUGCGCCACUGAACCUCGCCGUCAAGGACAUUAAGAAGGACUCUGUCACUCUUGCGUGGGACGCGCCGCUAGUUGAUGGGGGAUCCAAGGUGAAGAAUUACGUGAUCGACAAACGGGAGUCUACCAGGAAAGCAUACGCCAACGUCUCCACCAAGUGCACCAAGACUACCUUCAAAGUGGAAAACCUACUUGAAGGAGCCAUGUAUUACUUCAGAGUCAUGGCUGAGAACGAGUUUGGCAUCGGUCAGCCUGUUGAGACCAAAACUGCAUUCAAAGCUUCUGAAGUUCCUCUGCCAGUUGGAAACGUGUAUCUCAAUGAUGUCACAAAAUCCACCGUGUCGCUGGCCUGGGAAAAACCAGAGCAUGAUGGAGGUAGCCGAAUCGGUGGCUACCUUAUUGAAAUGCAGCCAAAGGGAACAGAUAAGUGGGGCGUCGCUACAAAGACGAAGACAUGCGAAGGCACCGUCACGGGUCUCACUGGUGGAACAGAGUAUCUUUUCCGUAUCAUAGCUUACAACGAGAAGGGGAAGAGUGAGCCGAAGGCACUGGCUGCUCCGGUCGUAGCUAGUGACAUGACAGUUGACCCAAGUAUUAAGAUGCAGUUCAGUACGUACAGUGUCCUCGCAGGAAAGGACCUCAAGCUCGAGUUCCCUGUGUUUGGCCGCCCUAAACCGAGGGUGACUUGGACGAAGGAGGGUCAGCCUCUGAAGGUGACAUCCCGGGUCAAUGUGGUGAACACGACCACAACAACCGCAAUCUUAAUCACUGAGGCAAGCAAAGAAGACUUUGGCAAAUAUUCCAUCACAGCGACCAACACUGCGAGCACCGUCACCGAAGAUGUGUCCGUCAUCAUACUCGAUAAGCCCGGCCCGCCUACAGGUCCAAUCAAAGUCGUCGAGGUCAGCAACUCCUUUGUUCACCUGUCGUGGGAGCCCCCGGAGUACACGGGUGGAUGCCAGGUCAAGAACUACAUUGUGGAGAAGAGGGACACCACGACUACCACAUGGCAGUCGGUCACAACUCAACUUGCCAGAACGGCAUUCAAAAUAACCAAGCUGAAGACGGGAGCAGAGUACCAGUUCAGGAUCAUUGCUGAAAACCGAUACGGCAAGGGAGCGCCCCUGGAUUCCAAAGCCAUCGUUGUCCAGUACCCCUACAAGCCUCCCGGACCUCCAGGAACACCCUAUGUCAAGUCUGCAACCAAGGAGAUGAUGAUCAUUGAAUGGAACGAGCCAGUGAACGAUGGUGGGAGCGCAGUUAUUGGCUACCACCUUGAGAGCAAAGAGAGAAGCAGCAUUCUCUGGAACAAACUCAACAAGACGCUGAUCGCGGACACUCAGUUUAAGAUCUGCAACCUGGAGGAGGGCAUCGGGUACGAGUUUAGAGUCACUGCCGAAAACAUUGUUGGCAUCGGCAGGUGCAGUAAGGUCUCUGAGUCCUUUGUUGCGCGAGAUCCAUGCGACCCCCCUGGGGCUCCAGAAGCAAUCUCCAUCACCAAAAACCAGAUCAAGAUUCACUGGACGAAGCCUGAGUAUGACGGUGGCAGCAAAGUGAAUGGCUACAUUGUGGAAAGGAAAGACCUGUCCGCGCCAGACAGCCGUUGGGUGCGUUCAAACUUCACCAACGUCAUCGAGACAGAGUACACCAUCACUGGUCUGACAGAGAGUGAACAGUAUGAGUUCAGGGUCAUUGCCAGGAACGCUGCCGGCGUGUUCAGUGAGCCAUCUGACAGUUCAGGGCCCAUAACUGCCACCGAUGAGAUCGAGCCACCGAGGGCCUCCAUGGACCCAAAAUACAAGGACGUCAUCGUCAUCAACGCCGGUGAACACUUGACUAUGGAUGCGGACGUCUAUGGAAAACCUUUCCCCGAAGUGCUUUGGCUGAAAGAAGGAAAAGAAAUGGACAAAACCCUACGCAUAGAGGUUAAGACCACUGGCAAGCGUGCGGCCAUGACCAUUAAGGACAUAACUAAAUUGGACAGUGGUCACUACGACCUAGUUUUGAAAAACCUCGGCGGAACCAAAACCUUCCCCGUUACGGUGAAGGUCCUUGAUAAACCAGGAAAACCCACUGGACCACUGAAAGUGACCGGAGUCAUGUCUGACCGGUGUGUCCUGGCAUGGUCCGAACCCCAUUUAGACGGGGGAGCCUCUAUCACCCACUACGUUCUGGAAAAGCGAGAGACCAGCAGGUUGUCCUGGACUGUCGCCGCACCAGCCAUCCAGAGUCUGUACUAUAAACUCACCAGCCUUCUCCCAGGAAAUGAGUACAUCUUCAGGGUGAGAGCAGUCAACAAAUAUGGCGUUGGCGAUUGUCUUGAGAGUGAGCCUGUUAUUGCCCGAAACCCCUACAAGCCACCCAGUGCUCCGGGCACUCCGGAAGCAAGUGAGAUGACCAAGGACUCCAUGCUCCUCUCAUGGACGGCACCGGAACACACAGGGGGAGCUGAGAUUGAGGGCUACCACUUAGAAAAACGUGACAAGGACAGUGUGAGAUGGACAAAGUGCAAUCGACAGAAACUGACAGACACCCAUUUCAGGGUGAGCGGUUUGAUGACCGAUCACUUCUACGAGUACCGGGUCUCUGCAGAGAAUGAGGCGGGAACAGGAGAGCUCAGCGAACUGUCUCUCUUCUACAGAGCGUGUGAUGCCCUCACACCCCCUGGACCUCCUCACCAUCCGAAGGUGACUGACUUCACCAAGUCCACCGUAUCUCUGAGCUGGGGCAAGCCAGACUUUGAUGGCGGCGCGUACAUUAAAGGCUACGUUGUUGAAAUGAGAGAGUACGCGCCGGAGCCCGAAUCGGCGGAGGACGCGGAAGUUGCCCCGACAGUCGAUGCAGUGGUGGCAAGAGAGUGGUCAAUGUGCACUCCACCCACAGGUAUUCAGGCAACCAAACUCACCAUCAGUGAUCUCAGGGAGGGUGGUGAAUACCAGUUCCGCGUCUGCGCAAUCAACUCUGAGGGAGUGGGAGAAGCUGCUAAUGUCCACGGAACAGUCGUGACAUCCAUGAAGGUCGAGGCACCAGAGAUCGAGCUGGAUGCCGAUCUCAGAAAGGUGGUGUCAGUCCGUGCCGGUGGCACUCUAAGAUUGUUUGUCACAAUCCGAGGACGGCCGGAGCCCUCAGUGAAGUGGGAGAAGGUCGAUGGUGCGCUGAAUGAGAACGCUGCCAUCGACACCACAACUUCCUACACCAUGUUAGUUAUUGACAAUGUUAACCGCUUUGACAGUGGCAAGUACUCGCUGAACCUGGAGAACAGCAGUGGCACAAAGAGCGCCAUCAUUGCUGUGAGAAUUCUGGACACUCCAAGUGCACCUCAGACAUUUACAGUCAAGGAAAUCAAAAAGGAUUCCGUGACCCUGGCCUGGGAAACUCCUCUGAUGGACGGCGGCGCCAAGAUCACCAACUACAUUGUGGAAAAAAGAGAGUCCGUCCGCAAGGCAUACACCACGGUCACAAGCAACUGCACCGCCAACUCCCUUCAGAUCACAGAACUCCCCGAGGGUGGCAUUUUCUACUUCCGGGUCUGCGCGGUGAAUGAGUACGGACAAGGACAGAGUGUUGAAACCAAAGAAGUCAAAGUCUCGGAGGUGCCCCAGCCGCCCAGCAAAGUCUCCGUUGUUGACGUUACAAAAACCAGCGUGACUCUGGCCUGGGAAAAGCCUGUCCACGAUGGCGGUAGCAAAGUCAUGUGCUACAAUGUGGAAUUCAAGCCAAAGACUGGAGACAAGUGGGGCACGGACUGCACCGUCAAAGUGCCCGAGGCAACAGUCAAAAAUCUUACCCCAAAUGAAACAUAUUUGUUCAGAGUCGUCGCCAUCAACGAGAAGGGCAAGAGUGAGCCCAAGGAUCUUGGACUUCCCGUGGUGGCCAAAGACGUGGAAAUCGAGCCAUCGAUCAAGCUGCUGUUCAACACGUACAGCGUGAAGGCAGGCGACGACAUCACCCUGGAGGUGCCAGUGAGAGGGCGACCGAAACCUGUGGUUUCCUGGAAGAAAGAAGGACUUCCUCUCAAGCAGACCUCAUCUGUCACCAUCUUAAAUACUGCGACUUCAUCAAAGAUUAUCAUCAAGGAGGCAAGCAGGGAGCACGUCGGCACUUAUGAAAUCACGCUGUCCAACACGGCUGGAACCGCCACUGCCAACAUUGGGCUGGUGGUGCUCGACAAACCCACUCCACCAAAGGCUAUUAAGGUGGAUGCUGUGACUUCGGACAGUAUCACGCUCUCGUGGAGCCCACCCGACUACGACGGAGGUUGCUCCAUCAGCAACUACAUUGUGGAAAAGAGGGACACAAACUCCCAAGAGUGGCAGAUGGUUGCCAGCAAUGUUGCUCGCACGUCUUUCAAGGCCGGUCGACUCACACAAGGAGCAGAAUACCAGUUCCGCAUUUAUGCUGUCAAUCGAUAUGGAAAGAGUUCGUAUCUGGAUUCCCCGGGAAUCACCGCACAGUACAACUUCAAGCAACCGGGACCCCCUUCUACACCGCACGUGAAGCUGGCCACCAAGUCUUUCAUGCUAGUGACCUGGAAUGAGCCCGUGAAUGACGGCGGCAGCCCCGUCUUGGGCUACCAUUUGGAGAGGAAAGAGCGCACGAGCAUUCUGUGGACAAAGAUGAACAGAGGAAUGAUCAAAGACACAGAAUACAAAGUGAAUGGGAUUGAAGAAGGUAUGAUGUAUGAAUACCGCAUCUACGCUGAGAACAUCGCUGGUAUUGGCAAAUGUAGCAAAGCCUCUGAAGCUGUUGCAGCCAGAGAUCCUUGCGACCCUCCCAGUACCCCAGUGGUCACGGCAGUUACCAGAACAUCAGUGUCCUUGUCCUGGGACAAACCAGAAUAUGACGGUGGGGCUAAAGUUUCUGGCUACAUUAUCGAGCGCAGAGAUCUCCCUGAAGGACGAUGGACAAGAUGCAACUUCACCAACGUCCCUGAGACCCACUACGACGUGACAGGCCUGACAGAAAACAGCCAGUAUGACUUCCGCGUCAUCGCCAAGAAUGCAGCCGGACUGUUCAGCGAGCCAUCGCUGAACACUGGUCCCAUCACGGUCCGAGACGAUGUCGAACCAGCGCGCAUCAUGAUGGACGUCAAGUUCAGGGAGACAGUCUUCGUAAAAGCCGGCGAAACCCUGAAAAUAAACGCAGACCUCGCAGGUCGACCGGCGCCUGUCGUGUCUUGGACCAAAGACGGUAAAGAAAUUGAGCUCAGAGCCAGAAUCCAAAUCACUUCGUCUGACACCAGCACUUCUGUGGUGGUCAAGGACUGCAUCAGGAGAGACUCGGGGCAGUACACGCUGACCCUGCAGAACAUUGUGGGAGCGGUCAGCAUGCCCAUCAACUGUGUUAUCCUUGACAAGCCGGGGCCCUCCGCAGGGCCUCUUCACAUAACAGGCCUCGCAGCUGAUGAGUGCACGCUGGCCUGGGGACCUCCCCAGGAAGCUGGCGGUGCUGAGGUCACACAUUACAUGGUUGAGAAGCGGGAGACUAGUCGUCUCGCAUGGACCCUGGUGAAGGGAGACGUGGCAAAGACAUACUUUAAAGUCACCGGCCUGCUGAAGGGGAAUGAAUACAUAUUCAGGGUACUUGCUGUCAACAAGCAUGGCGUGGGAGAAAGCCUGGAAAGCGAGCCUGUCAAGAUCACAGACCCUUUCACUGUUGCCAGCGCCCCACUUAGCGUUGACGUCACCAACAUCACUGGCGAUUCCAUGACCCUCACUUGGUGCAGGUCCUUAAGUGACGGUGGCGCGCCCAUCACUGGCUACGUGAUUGAGCGUCGCGAGAAGACAGGUAUGCGCUGGGUCCGCGUGAACAGAGAUCCGGUUGUUGAGUGCACUGCUGUGGCCGCCAAACUGAGAAAAGGUUGCGAGUAUGACUUCCGGGUCUAUGCAGAAAACGCUGCUGGUCUCAGCCCCCCAAGCGAACAGUCGGCCACUUUCAGAGCUUUGGAUCCGCUCGUCGUUCCAGCCCGACCAUCCAAGCCCAAGAUUGUGAAUUCAACACAGGAUUGCAUCUCCAUAGUCUGGAAAUCCCCCGCAGACGAUGGCGGCGCACCCAUCCUGGGCUACAGUGUACUGUACAGAGACUAUGUGCCCAAACCAGAAGAAGAGGACGAGGAGUCAGGUGAAGAGUAUGAAGAGGAGGAGGUGGAGGAGUCACCUGAGGAGCUGAAACGAUGGACUGAGGCGAUACCUCUCACCAAGAGCUUGGAGUUCACAGUCACUGGACUGAAGACCGACGCUAUGUACGAGUUCUGCGUGAAGGCCGUCAACAAAGUCGGAAGCAGCGUCUUCAGCCCGUACUCUGAUGCUGCUGUGGCAAUGGACCGAACCGCGGAACCGUCGUUUGACGUUGACAUUGACAUGCGUAAGGUUCUUGUUGUCAAGCACGGAACCGCGUUCACACUGAAUGUUCCCAUCAAGGGAAAACCAGCGCCAUCGGUCACGUGGGCCAAAGAAGGCGUUGACCUUCAGGUCAGGGGGACAAUUGACUCGACAGAUACGCGAACCACUCUGACGGUUGAGAAGUCCACCAGAAAUGACUCGGGAGAGUAUGUCGUUACAAUCGAGUCACCGCUGGGACAAGCCACAUUACCCAUGGCAGUCAAGGUGCUGGACUCACCAGGAGCACCCAUCAAUGUCAAGGUUUCCGUCGUGACCCGAGAUUCUGCCACACUGACUUGGGAAGCACCAGAAAAUGAUGGUGGUGACCCUGUGAAGGCCUACCAUGUUGAGAAGCGUGAGGCCAGUAAGAAGGCGUGGGUAUCUGUGACCAGCAACUGCCAUGUCCUCACACACAAGGUUGAAGACCUCCAGGAGGGCGCCAUCUACUAUUUCAGAGUCAUUGGUGAAAACGAGUACGGAGUGGGAGUUCCCGAGGAGGCCAAAGGCGGCGUCAAGAUCACAGAGGUGCCUAGUGCCCCCUUGAAGCUCGGCGUCACCAACGUGACCAAGGACAGUGUCACAAUUGCCUGGACGCGACCAGAGUAUGAUGGGGGCAGUAGAGUCACCGGCUACCUCAUCGAUGCUCUGGAGAAAGGACAGAACAAGUGGGUGAAGUGUGCGACCGUUCGUACCCUGACUCACACCAUCAAGAGCCUGCGCGAAGGCAUGGAGUGCUUCUUCAGAGUCAGGGCAGAAAACCACGCCGGACUGAGUGAACCCAAAGAGAUGAUUGUUCCUGUUAUUGUCAAAGAAAUCCACGAGGCUCCGGAGUUUGACUUGAAGAAUUAUCCCAAGAACACGGUUUAUGUGAAAGCUGGAUCCGACCUCUCGUUUGAAAUUCCCCUGGCGGGUAAACCCAUGCCAAAGGUGACAGUGGCCAAGAACAACGUGGCCAUCAAGGGAUCCAAGAGGCUGCUGACUGAAGUGACUCCUGACAGUUUGCUUGUUACGCUCACUGAGAGCGUGUCUGGUGAUGCCGGCAAAUACGAAGUCACCGCCUCAAACGCGGGAGGAACGACCAAGAUUUCUCUCAUCUUUGUUGUACUGGACCGACCAGGUCCUCCAACUGGACCGGUGGAGGUCGGGGAGGUUGGAGAAACCACAGCGUGCCUGAAAUGGUCUCCUCCUGAGUAUGAUGGUGGCAGUCCUGUCACCAACUACAUCGUCCUCAAACGUGAAACCAGCACCCCCACCUGGAGCGAGGUGACAACCAGCAUUGCUCGAAGCUCUAUCAAGGCAACCAGGUUGACAAAAGGAGAGGAGUACCAGUUUAGGAUUAAAGCUCAGAACCGAUACGGGGUCAGCGACCACAUCGACAGCAAGCCUGUCAUGAUCAAGCUUCCAUACACGAUUCCUGGACCACCGUCCACUCCGUGGGUCAGCUACGUUUCAAGAGAGAGCCUGACGGUGUGCUGGAACGAGCCUGUCAACGAUGGUGGAAACCCUGUGUUUGGCUACCAUCUCCAGAUGAAGGAGAGAAGUAGCAUCCUCUGGCAGAAGAGCAACAAAACAGCCAUACCUGGAAACCAGUGGAGGGUCGCGAAUAUCUGCCCCGGGCUCAUAUAUGAGUUCAAGGUAGCAGCAGAGAACGCAGCAGGAAUAGGUAAAAUGAGCAAGACGUCCGAGGAGGUCCUGGCCAUCGACGCCUGUGAGCCUCCAGCAAACGUUCGCGUGACAGAAGUGACCAAGAACUCUGUGAGCCUGGCCUGGCAGAGACCUCCGUACGAUGGGGGCAGCAAGAUAACCGGCUACAGUGUGGAGAGGAGAGAGGCAUCUACUGGCAGAUGGGUGAAGGCCAACUUCACCAACAUCAUCGAGAUGAGCUUCACCGUCUCUGGACUUAACCAGGACGAGACAUACGAGUUUAGAGUAUACGCCAAGAAUGCCGUUGGAUCUGUCAGCAACCCAUCACUUGUUGCUGGCCCGGUCGUGUGUGUAGAUGCUUGCGGCGCUCCCGCCAUCGACCUGCCGCCAGAGUACUUGGACGUGGUUCAAUACAAGGCCGGCGCUUCCGUAAAACUUCGGGUUGGAAUCCUAGCUAAACCUCUGCCCACGAUCGAGUGGCUGAAGAAUGGAAAGGAGCUUGUGAUGACGUCAACUCUGAGUGUCGAAAGCACAACUGACACAUCAGCCGUCCUGAUCAAGGACGCCACGCGCCUGGACACCGGGUCCUACGAGAUCAGGAUCAGAAACGUGCUGGGUUCUGCCUCUGCCACCAUCAGAAUUGAAAUCCUGGAUAAACCUGGCCCGCCGGCUGGCACCAUCGCCUUCAACUCUGUCACCGCCGACAGAAUCCUUCUCAGCUGGCAGCCCGUGCCAGAGGUCGACCAGGGUGGCUCAAAGGUGACCCACUAUGUGGUCGAAAGGCGGGAGACCAGUCGGGUGGUUUGGUCCACAGUGUCAGACCACCAUGAGCAAACCCAUAUCAGUGUCGCCAAACUGGUGAGGGGUAAUGAGUAUGUGUUCCGAGUGAUGGCAGUCAACAAAUUUGGAGUGGGUGAGGUGCUGGAGUCGGAGCCAGUCAUGGCCAAAAACGCCUUCGUGACUCCCGGCCAGCCUCGCACACCUGAGGUCAACAUCAUCACCAAGACCACCAUGGUGGUGGAGUGGGACAAACCUGGUGUGGAUGGAGGAAGCACGGUGUCUGGCUAUUACCUGGAAAGACGGGAUAAGAAGAGCCUGCGUUGGAUCAGGGUUUACAAGGAGCCUGUCACAGACAUCAAGCAGACCGUCUACCACCUGACUGAAGGAAAUGAGUACCAGUAUCGGGUGUGUGCCAUCAACAAGGCUGGGGAGGGGCCCUUCUCCGAUGCCUCUGACUUGUACAAGGCCGCCGAUCCAGUCGACCCACCAGAUGAACCGUGCAAACUCAAGGUGGUGGACUCCACGAGUACAUCUAUCACAUUAGGCUGGUCAAAGCCGGAAUGGGACGGUGGCAGUGAAGUCACCAGCUACAUGGUAGAGAAACUGGUGGCGGGAGAGGAAGAGUGGGCAAUGGUCACCAUGAAGGGAGAGCUGAAGGCCACAGAGUACACGGUUCACCACCUGAAGCCAGACGUCAACUACUUCUUCAGAGUGUCUGCAGUGAACUGCGCUGGCCGCGGCGAGGCCCUGGAGAUGACGGAGCCCGUGCAGGCUAAGGACAUCCUAGAGGAGGCCCAGAUCGACUCGGACGUGGCCAUGAGGACCCAUUAUAUUGUGAAGGCCGGCAAGGAUGUGGAGCUCUCCGUUCCUCUGAAAGGAAGGCCGGCGCCGUCCGCCUCCUGGAGCAAGGGCGAUGAAUGCAUUGACCUCAACCCGUCGUAUGAAUUCCAUCACUCUGACACCACCACGGUUCUCGUCAUGCGCGAGGUCACCAGGCUGAACACCGGCAAAUACACCGUGAAGAUCGCGAAUGGCGUGGGCCAGCCCAAGACGCUGACUUUGUCCGUGAAAGUUCAGGACACCCCAGCGGCAUGUAGGAACCUAACAUUGAAGGACGUCACCCGUGGAAGGGCCACGCUGGUGUGGGAGCCGCCGCUCCUUGACGGUGGUGCAGAAAUCACCAAUUACAUCGUUGAGAAGAGGGACUCGUCCAAGCGGUCGUACUCUGCCGUGACGACCAAGUGCUCGGACACAACUUUCACCCUUGACGACCUCUCCGAGAAGACCUCCUUCUUCUUCCGCGUCUUAGCGGAGAAUGAAAAUGGUGUUGGAGAUCCAUGUGAGACUUCAGAGCCGGUCAAACCCACUGAGACCCCUGGACCUGUCAAAGGGGUGUCCAUGAAGGACUCCUCCAAAUCUUCGGUCACGCUCCAGUGGCUGAAGCCAGACUACGACGGCGGCAGCAUCAUUUCAGACUAUAUCGUGGAGAAGAGGUUGAAGGACGAGGAGUGGUCUCUUGGAGGAACCAGCAGACAGUGCGAGUUCGAAGUCAAGAAGCUGAAAGAGCACUCGGAUGUAUUCUUCAGAGUUGCUGCUCGAAAUGAGAAGGGCCAAGGUGCUUCUGUGGAAAUCGGACCCAUCAAAGUGGUCGAUUACAUCAUAACGCCCGAGGCGUGUCUGGCUGAGUACCCCGAUGGAACCAUCAGGGUGCGCCUUGGUCACAAUGUUCACAUGGAGCUGCCAUACGUAGGAAAGCCCAAGCCUGCGGUUCUCUGGCUGAAAGACAACCUGCCCCUGAAGGAGAGCGACCAGAUUCGCUUCAAGAAGACCGACAGCAAGGCCACGCUGAUGAUCAAGAAUGUCAAGAAGGAGAACGAGGGAAAAUACACGCUGACGCUAGACAACAAGGUCAACCGCCGAUCCUCCCACAUUCACGUCAUCACACUUGGACCGCCCUCAAAGCCCGUGGGGCCCAUCCGCCUGGACGAGGUUCGAGCCGAAAGCAUCGUCAUCUCCUGGGAGGAGCCAAACGAUGACGGCGGCGGCGACAUCAGCUGCUACACGGUGGAAAAGCGCGACACUUCAAAACCUGACUGGAAGAUGGCGUGCUCCAGUGUUGAAGGAACCCAAUUCAAGGUCCCCAACCUGGUUAAGGGGGCCCAGUAUCAGUUCAGAGUCUGUGCUGAGAACAGGUAUGGCGUCAGUGAGGCGCUCGUCUCCCAGAUGGUCGUUGCCAAACAUCAGUUCAGACCUCCCGGUCCCCCUGGCAAGCCAGUCGUGUAUAACGUCACCAACGACGGCAUGACCAUUCAGUGGGAACAGCCCAUUUAUGACGGCGGCACGCCCAUCGUGGGAUUCCAUGUGGAGAAGAAGGAGAAGAACAGCAUCAUGUGGCAGAAGGUCAACACUCUUCUCAUCAAAGAGACGGACUACAGGAUCCUUGGCUUGAUCGAAGGGCUGGAGUACUCCUUCAGGGUCUAUGCCCAGAACGAUGCCGGUUUCAGCAGGAUGAGUGACGAGAGCAAGUCGGUCAUGGCGGUCAGUCCAGUGGAUCCUCCCGGCCAGCCCGACUACACGGACGUGACCAGUGACUCUAUCACUCUCAAAUGGGACGCACCCAAACGCGACGGUGGCAGCAAGAUUACGGGAUACAACAUUGAAAAACGCCAGGGACACGGCAGGUGGUUCAAGGCCAAUCUGACAGACGUGCACGACUGCGUCUACACUGUCACCGGUCUGGCUACCAACGAGCGCUACGAGUUCAGGGUCGUUGCCAGGAAUGCCAUCGGAGUGGUGAGCCCCCCGUCCAACUCUUCUGGCCUGAUUGUGGUCAGAAGUGAGAAUGCUGCUCCGCACAUUGAGUUCGGCCCUGAGUAUUUUGAGGGUCUGACCGUGAAGGCGGGAGACAACAUACGGCUGAAAGUGACCAUCACCGGGCGCCCUGCUCCGAAAGUGGUGUGGUUCAGAGACGGGAUCCAGGUGACCAAGAAAAUGAUGGACAUUGUCACGGUGGCUGGUUCCAGCACACUGUCUGUCAGGGAUGCCGACCGAAGUCACCGCGGCCUGUACACGGUGGAAGCGACCAACAACUCUGGAAGCAAGAAGGAAAGCAUCGUUGUUCAAGUCCAGGACACACCUGGCGAGCCUGUGGGACCCAUCACCUUCAGCGACAUCUCUGAAGGCCGGUGCACGCUGUCGUGGAACCCACCGGAGAACGAUGGCUGCUCUGAGAUUUCACAUUACAUCGUGGAAAAGCGGGAGACCUCCAAGAUCUCCUGGGCCCUGGUGUCUGACGAAUGUCAAGAGUGCACCUUUUCGGCCACCAAACUCAUCAAGACCAACGAGUACCAGUUCAGGGUCUCUGCUGUCAAUAAGUUUGGAGUUGGCCGACCUCUUGAGUCCAGCCCCGUCGUGGCACAGAUGCAGUACACUGCUCCCGAGGCCCCGGGUACUCCAGAUGCCACUGAGGUCUCGGGUGAAAGCAUCACGCUGGCCUGGGCCCCUCCCACGUCUGACGGUGGAAACCCAAUUCAGUACUACAUACUUGAGAGGCGGGAGAGGAAGACGGUCAAGUUCUACAAGGUCCUGACCAAGAAGCCGAUCGUCGAGUGUGCCCACAAGGUUCUGCACCUGAGCGAAGACACAGAGUACGAGUUCCGCGUCAUGGCCGUCAACGAUGCUGGUGUGGGAACUCCCAGCAACAUCUCCGUGCCAAUCAAAGCCGCCGAACCAAAAGACAUCCCCUGUGCUCCCUCGGUGGUCUGCGUGUCCGACUCCUCCGACAGCUCCGUCAGUCUGGAGUGGACGAAGCCUGCUGACGACGGUGGAAUGGACAUUCUGGGCUACAUCAUAGAGAUGGAUGUGGCUGAAGGCUCGGAAUGGAAGCGAGUCAAUGAAGAGCUGGAACAAGGAACCAGCUAUGUGGUCACAGGUCUGCAGAAGGGAGUGGAGUACAAGUUCCGUAUAGCUGCGGUGAACCACGUGGGCCGAGGGGAAGAGAAGGAAUCGGACCCAGCUCGGGCUGUUGACAGGCUUGCGCCUCCACAUGUCGACAUUGACGCCAACUUCAAACAAACACACAUUGUCAAGGCAGGUGGUGCUGUGCUUCUGGGAGUUCAGUUCCGAGGCAAGCCGGUCCCGAGCGCCACGUGGCUGAAGGAGGACGGAGAGCUCGGCGCCAUGUCUGAGGUCAGAACCUCACCAGGGACUAGUUCUCUGAGCAUUGAGAACUGCUCCAGGAAUGACACCGGCAAGUAUACUGUGAACCUGGAGAACAGCAGUGGCAGCACGGCCGUCCAGUUCACAGUGAAAGUGAUGGACACCCCGGGGCCCCCGCAGGCCGUGUCCUUCUAUGAAGUGGCUCGAGGGUCGGUCACGCUGAUCUGGGAGCCUCCUCUCAACGACGGAGGGGCGAAACUUCACCAUUAUAUUGUGGAGCGCCGAGAAGCAAGUCGUCGCACCUGGCAACAGUCUGGUGGGAAGUGCAAGCAGAACAAGCUGAAGAUCCAGGACCUGCUGGAGGGCGUUCCCUACUUUUUCAGAGUUUCUGCAGAGAACCAGCAUGGUGUGGGCGAGGCCUUCGAGUUGACUGAGCCUGUCAUCGCCACCGCAGAACCAGCAGCGCCCAAGAGGCUGGAUGUGCUUGACACCACCGACAGCUCGGUGUCUCUGGGCUGGCUGAAGCCCGAACAUGAUGGUGGAAGUCGCGUCCAGGGCUACGUCAUUGAGGCGAAGUCCAAAGGGUCCGACAAGUGGAUGGCAGUUGGCAACACAGCCAAUCUUUGCUACACAGUGGAGAAGCUCAACAAAGGCGAUGAGUAUGACUUCCGUGUAAAGGCCAAAAACGAGGCUGGCUACAGCCGAGUCCGGGAAACUUUGGCCUCCGUGCUGGUCAAAGAGCCUCACAUUGAACCUGCAGCAGACCUCAGCGAGAUCCCCAAUCAGCUCAUCACUUGCCGCUCUGGCAGCAGCUUCACAAUCGAGGUUCCAAUCAGCGGCAGACCAGCCCCCAAAGUCAGUUGGAAGCUGGAGGAGAUGAGACUGAAGAACUCAGACAGGGUGUUCAUCAAAACCACCAAGGACAAGAGCAGCAUCAGCGUGAAAGAGGCCAUGAGGGGAGACGGCGGAAAGUACUUCCUGACACUGGAGAACGUGACAGGGUCCAAGACCUUUGCCGUCGAUGUGACCGUCACCGGCAGACCUGGCCCGCCCACCGGUCCCGUGCAAAUCUCUUCUAUCACUUCUGAGUCCUGCGUCGUCAGCUGGGAGCCCCCGGAGGACGACGGUGGCACGGUCAUCACCAAUUACAUCGUCGAGAAAAGAGAGUCUGGCUCCACCGCGUGGCAGCUGAUCAACUCCAGCGUCAAGCACACCACGCUGCAUGUGGGCCACCUGACCAAGUACAUGCAGUACACCUUCCGGGUGUCGGCCGAGAAUUGCUUCGGGGUCAGCAAGCACGCCGAGUCCGAAACCAUCGUGGCUGAGCACCCCUUCACACCCCCUGGUCCGCCCACACGGCCCUCCGUCUUCAGUGUGACUGCCAACACCAUGACCUUGAAGUGGGAGGAACCGUACAAUGAUGGCGGCAGCAAGGUCACUGGCUUCUGGAUUGAGAAAAAGGAACGAAACAAUAUCCUCUGGGUCCGGGAGAACAAGAUCCCGUGCUUUGACUGCUACUACCAGGUGGAGGGCCUUGUGGAGGGUCUAGAGUACCAAUUUCGUGUCUAUGCUAUGAACAGUGCCGGCCUGAGCAAGGCCAGCGAGGCCUCCAAAGGAGCGGUGGCUCAGAACCCUGUUGAUCCACCAAGCAAACCUGAGGUCACCAACGUCACCAGAACCACCGUCUCCCUCAAGUGGAUGUCGCCGCUUAACGAUGGUGGAAGUCCCAUCGUGGGAUACAUCAUUGAACGCAAACCCUACACGCUGUCGGGCGAGGGCCGCUGGCUCAAGUGCAACUACACCAACGUGACAGACACCGUCUACACUGUGACUGCGCUGGGAGAAGGAGAACCUUAUGAGUUCAGAGUCAUUGCCAAAAAUGCCAACCAGGUCUUCAGCUUGCCUUCGGAGUCAACCGGAUCUGUGCAGUGCAAGACUGACUUUGAACCACCAAAGGCUCAGCUGGAUAGCAAACUGCUGUCAGAGACAGUCAUGGUUAGAGCCGGGUCGGACUUGGUUCUGGACGCUGCAGUCGGUGGGAGACCAGAUCCCAAAGCUUCCUGGUCGAAGGGAAACAGGGAGCUGGAGCUGUGCGAGAAGUACCACCUGCAAUAUACCCCCACCAGAGCCAUGGCCGUCAUCAAGUUCUGCGACCGAGACGACACCGGCAAGUACGUCCUUUCCGUGAGGAACGUGAGUGGGACCAAGACUGCGGAGGUCAACGUCAAAGUUCUUGACACACCUGGAGUCUGCGAGGGCAGCCUGGAAGUUGGUAAAGUCACAGAGGAGUCCUGCAGCCUCAGCUGGAAGCCCCCCCUGGAGGACGGAGGCGAUGACGUGACACACUACAUCGUGGAGAGGAGGGACACCAAUCGGCUCAACUGGGUCAUCAUGCACGCCGAGUGCACCGAGCUGAGCUGCAACAUCAGCGGGCUGUUCAAGAACACCGAGUACCUGUUCAGAGUCCGCGGAGUCAACAAGUACGGGCCUGGUGUCCACUUGCUGUCCACGCCGAUGGUAGCCAGGAACACGUUCACGGUGCCAUCUCCCCCUGGGGCUCCAGAAAUUAUCGCCUCUGGGAAAGACUUUGCCACUAUUGAGUGGCUGAAGCCCGAGAGCGACGGCGGGAGUCCCGUGCUGCACUAUUUGGUGGAGCGGCGUGAGAGGAAAAGUGCCAGAUGGGUGAAGGUUAACCGUGAUGGGGCUCACCUGGACACGAUGCUCAAGGUGAGCGGCCUUACCGAAGGAAACAUCUACCAGUUCAGAGUGACGGCAAUCAACAAAGCCGGAGAGAGCGAGGCCAGCGAGGUGUCGCUGUACGUGGUCUGCAGAGUUCCGACAUCUACUCCAGCUCCCCCGUCCAUACCCCGCAUCACUGACACCCACGCAGACAGCAUCAGUCUGGCGUGGGCCCGGCCCGUGGAAGACGGAGGCUCCGAUGUGAUGGGAUACAUCCUGGAGAUGCAGGAGUCCGGCGCAGAGGAGUGGAAGAGGACCCACGAGAAAACCCUGCGCUCCACAGAGCAUGUCGUAGGCGGCCUCUCGGGAGGCAGGAAGUACUGCUUCAGGGUGGCGGGCGUCAACAUUAAUGGCACAGGAGACUUCAGCGAACCGUGUGCUGAGACAGAGCCGGUUGAGCGAAUCGAAACUCCGGACUUUGAACUCCACGAUGACCUGAAGAAGACCAUCUGCCUUCGUGCCGGCGGAUCCCUGCGGCUGUUUGUCAACAUCACUGGACGACCCUCUCCGACGAUCACGUGGAGCAAGCCCGGUGUUGACUUGCAGAAUCGUGGAUUCAUUGAAGUGACGAGCACGUCCACCACGCUGAUCAUCGAUAAGGUCCACCGUUACGACGCGGGCAAGUACACUCUGCUGGCCGAGAACUCUGCGGGGAAACAGGAAGUUAACAUUCUGGUGAAGGUGUACGACACUCCUGGACCCACCGGACCAAUCAGGAUGAAGGAGCUCACCAAGGACUCUGCCACCAUAUGUUGGGAUGCCCCAGCAGUCGAUGGCGGCGCCCCAGUUAACAACUAUAUCAUCGAGAGGCGCGAGGCGUCCAUGCGAGCGUACAAGACUGUCACCUCCAAGUGCAGCAAGACCUCCUAUAAAAUUGAUGGCUUGAUGGAGGGCAUGCUCUACUACUUCAGAGUCCUACCGGAGAAUAUCUAUGGCAUCGGGGAGCCCUGCGAAACUCCAGACGUCAUCCUGGUGUGUGAGGUGCCACAACCUCCAAACAAGCUGGAGAUGGUGGAUGUCACCAAAAGCACCGUCACGCUGGGCUGGGAGAAGCCAGAGCACGACGGGGGCAGCCGGCUGACGGGCUACGUGGUCGAGGCCUGCAAGUUCGGCACUGACAAGUGGAUGAAAGUGGCCACGCUGAAGACAACGGACUUUGAGCACACCAUCGAAAAGCUCAACGAAAACGAACAGUACUUGUUCAGGAUACGUGCGGUCAACAGCCGUGGUGCCGGUGAGCCCAAAGAGCUGAUGACCGCCAUCACGGUCCAGGAACAACGAGUCAUGCCCGUGGUGGACCUCUCCACUAUUCCUCAGAAGGUAAUUAACGUUCUGGCAGGGAAGACCCUGGAACUGGACCUGCCUAUUAUUGGCAGACCGCCUCCGACCUGCGUCUGGUACUUUGGGGAGGACAGAAUUAAAAUCACAGAGCGAAUCAAAACUAAGAGCAGCGGCAAGUUCUCCCGGCUGACUGUGUCGGAGACGACCAUCGAUGACAGUGGCAGCUACACCCUGGAGGUGAAGAACGCUGUGGGUGUGACCCGGGAGGUCAUCAGGGUCGUGGUUCUCUCCAAACCCGACGAGCCCAAGGGCCCCCUUCGCUUCGAUGAGAUCGAUGCCACAAGUGUCACAUGCAGCUGGGACCCGCCAGUCAGGGACGGCGGCGCCCCUGUCAGCGGCUACGUGGUGGAACAGCGUGACGCUCACAGGCCGGGCUGGGUGCCGGUCUCCGAUUCUGUCAGCAGACCCAUCUUCAAGUUUGUGAACCUGAUCGAGGGUGACGAAUACGUCUUCCGAGCCGCUGCCGUAAAUCGCUAUGGAACCGGCGAUUACUUGCAGUCCGAGAUCGUCACGUGCAGGAGUUUGAAAAAUGUUCCUGGACCUCCGGGACGGCCCACUGUGUUCGACGUGUCUCGUGAUGGCAUGACGGUCGCCUGGAACCCUCCUGACGAGGACGGCGGCCUUGAGGUGUCCGGAUACGUCGUUGAGCGUAAAGAGGUCCGAUCCGACCGCUGGAUUCGAGCCAACAAGAACCCGAUAACAAUGACCAGAUACAGGUCCACGGAGCUGAUUGAGGGACUGGAGUACGAACACCGAGUCACAGCCAUUAAUGCUAGAGGACUCAGCAAACCCAGUCUUCCUUCCAAACCCGCCGUGGCGACAGAUCCCAUUGAUCCGCCUGGUUGUCCACAGAACCCGCGCAUCACCGACACCACCAAGACGUCUGUGUCGCUGGCCUGGAGUCCCCCUGAUGAGGAGGGAGAUGCUCGGGUGGACGGAUACCUGAUUGAAAUGCAAAAGGUGGGCUCAGUAACGUGGCUCAAGUGCAACACCACGCCCUCUCUGAUCUGCGAGUACACCUUGACCAACAUGCCGCAAGGAGAGGAGUUUAAAUUCCGUGUGUUGGCGUGCAACGCCGGCGGCUCAGGCGAGCCUGCCGAGGUGCCAGGAACCGUUACUGUCACAGAGAUGCUCGAACCACCCGAUUUUGACCUGGAACUGAAGUACAAAGAUGUGUACGUGGUCCGCCAGGGAGGGGUGGUCAGGCUGUCUGUCCCCAUCAAGGGAAAACCCCACCCGGCAUGUACAUGGUCUAAGGAUGCUGCGUCCGUCUCCACCAAGGCCAUGAUCGCCUCCACAGAGGACACCAGUGAGCUGGUGCUCAAGGGGGCUGAACGUAGCGACUCCGGACUUUACACCCUGCUGUUGCAGAAUAAGGUUGGCACAAAGAAGGCGCAGAUCAAGGUGAAGGUCAUCGGCCGGCCCAGUGCACCGGAAGGACCCCUGGUGUUCGAGGAGGUUCAAGCAACCUCUGUCAAGGUUUCCUGGAAGGCACCAGCAGAUGACGGCGGAGCGGAGAUUUUGGGUUACAUUGUCGAAAGAAGAGAGGCUGCCCGUAACGCUUGGUACACCGUUGACUCAAGGGUCACAGAUACCCAGCUUUUGGUGAAGGGCUUGAAGGAGGGCACAAGCUACCACUUCAAGAUUACGGCCGAAAACUCCUUUGGCAUUAGCAGUUCUUUGAAGUCGGAGCAGCCAGUGGUGCCAACCACUCCCCUCUGUCCCCCUGAACCUUCCAGCACGCCGCCCGAAAUCAUGGAUGUGACUAAGAGCUCUGUGGCUCUGGCGUGGAGCCGGCCCAAGGAAGACGGUGGUUCCGCUAUCACUGGCUACUUUGUGGAAUACAGGGCGCUUUCAGCAGAAACCUGGUCCCGUCACCAGACCAAGAUCCUCUCCACCAUGUUCACCGUGCCUGGACUCACUGCAGACACGGACUACCGUUUCCGAAUCGUUGCUGUCAAUGAUAUCGGCGAAAGUGAAGCCGGACCCGAGUCUGACCUUGUGACAUGCAAGGAUCCGUUUGACAAACCCAGUCAACCCGGUGAGAUCGACAUUGUGAGCGUUACCAACAACGCCAUCGCCAUCCGUUGGCAGCCACCAGAGUGUGAUGGUGGGAAAGAGGUUUUGGGCUACUGGGUCGAGUACAGGAAGUCGAUCGAGAGUUCAUGGAAGAAAUGCAACAAACUGAGGUCCAAGGAGAAGGAGUUCACCAUGCCUGGGCUCGCCGAGGCCACGGAGUACGAGUUCAGAGUGUUUGCCGAGAACGAAACCGGCAUGAGCCGACCACGGCGGACCGCCACUUGUGUGAAAACCAAGCUGAGUGUUGAAACAAAACCAAGUCUCCGGAAGGAGAUGGAUGAAGUCACCGCCAAGCUGGGACAGCCGGCAGUCAUGAAGUGCCAGAUCAUUGGCAGACCCGUUCCGGACAUUAAGUGGUACCACGGCGGAAAAGAAGUUGUUGAAUCACGCAAAUAUGAGAUGAGCUCGGAUGGACGCAACCACUCGCUGUCCAUCAUGACGGAUCAGCAGGAGGAUGAGGGAGAAUACACCUGCAAGGCCACCAACGAUGCCGGAGAGGCUGAAACCUCAGGCGUGCUGGUGCUGGAGGCCGCGCCGGCUUUCCAUCCAGACUUCGCUCUGAAGGACACCUACUAUGCUGGACUGGGCACCACCUUGCGCAUCCACGCCGUCUACAUCGGACGUCCUGAACCAAAGAUCAUGUGGCUUCAUGGAGCCAAGACUCUGGAGAACACUGAAGACGUCAGCAUAGAAACAACAGAGCAGUACACGCACCUGGUGAUCAAGAAUGUGCAGCGCAGGAUCCACGGAGGCAAAUACAGAAUCCGCCUGCACAAUCACUUUGGCCGCGCAGACACCGCGCUCAAUGUGGAGAUUUAUGACAAACCCGACGUCCCUCAGGGGCCCAUUGUCCUGGACGCCCUCUUGAAGAACUCCGUCAUCAUCAGCUGGAAACCGCCGAAGGACGACGGCGGCUGCAUGAUCACCAACUACAUUGUUGAGAAGCGGGAGGACAAGGAAGGCACUGAGUGGGAACUGGUGUCCUCCUCCAUUAACGGCACAUCCUGCCGCGUGCCCAACCUAACGGACAGCGCCGGUUACUUUUUCCGAGUGUACGCCCAGAAUCGCUACGGCAACAGUGAGCCGCUGGAGCUGACUUCGGCCAUCCUGAUCAAGAGCCAGCUUGAUAAGCCUUCUCCACCGCUGUCACCCGUCGUCUCGGGGAUCACCAGCGAUUCAUGUGUCGUGUCCUGGAAGCCGCCACUGAGUGACGGAGGCUCCAAGAUCAAGAGCUACUUCCUGGAAAAGAAGCAGAAGGACAAGAAGGACUGGGGCGAGUGGAGUCCAGUGACCAGCGACGAGAUCAAGCAAACAGUGUUCUCCGUCAAGCGUCUGAAGGAGGGUGUGGAGUACAGGUUCAGAGUCAAGUGUGAGAAUCUCGGGGGGCAGAGCGACUACAGCCAAGAGACCGCGUCCGCUGUGCCGGUCACGGCUGUGGACGUCCGAGCUCCUGCGUUUAAGGAGGAGCUCCGCAACAUGAGCGUCAAGUACAAGAGCAACGCCACACUUGUCUGCAAGAUCCUGGGUCAACCCAAGCCAGUCAUCAAGUGGUUCAGACGAGGAAAGGAGAUACACUCUGACGGAAAGAAGAUCAAGAUUCAAGAAUUCAAAGGCGGUUACCAUCAGCUUGUUAUCACGGAGGCAGAUGAGGAAGACUCCACGGUCUAUCAGAUCAGGGCCACCAACCAGGGCGGCUCCAUCUGUGCCACCGUGUCGCUGGAUGUAGAAAUCCCAGCCAAGAUCCACCUGCCGAAGAACCUGAAGGACAAGGAAGCCAUUCCUGCUCUGCGGGGAGAAGUAGUCAACAUAAAGAUUCCGUUUGGUGGCAAGCCGGAUCCUGUAAUCACUUGGCAGAAGGGACAAGAUCUGAUUGACAGCAACGGUCACUACCAAGUCAUUGUCACACGAUCGUUCACUUCUCUGGUCUUCCCCAACGGCGUUGAGAAGAAGGACGCGGGCUUCUACAUUGUCUGCGCUAAGAACAGGUUCGGCAUUGACCAGCAGACGGUGGAGCUGGACGUGGCUGACGUUCCCGAUCCUCCCCGUGGAAUCAAAGCCACAGAUGUGUCCAGAGAUUCGGUCAGCCUCACCUGGGUGGCCCCCGCUAGCGACGGUGGCAGCAAGGUGGUCAGCUACAUCAUCGAGAAAUGCCCCACCACUGCCGAGAGAUGGCAGCGCGUGGCCCAGUCUCGUGACACUCGCUACACUGUCAUCAACCUCUUUGGGGGAACCAGCUACCAGUUCCGAGUCAUUGCUGAGAACAAGUUCGGCCAGAGUGCUCCAUCCGAGACCUCCGGUCCAGUCAUGACGAAGGAGGACAAGUCCAGAGUGCUGCUGUAUGACCGGGAGGUGGAUGACACUGGCCGUGUACCCAAGGGCAAGGCGCCUCACUCGGACGGAAAGAAUUUACACAACAAAUAUGCAAUUGCCGAGGAGCUCGGAAGAGGACAGUUUGGUAUCGUUCAUCGCUGCGUGGAUAUCAGCUCUGAGAAAACCUACAUGGCCAAGUUUGUCAAAGUCAGAGGGGCGGACCAGGCUAUCAUCAAGAAGGAGAUAGCGACCCUCAAUCUCGCUAAACACACUAACUUCCUCCUCCUCCACGAGUCCUUCGACAGUCCCGAGGAGCUCGUCAUGAUCUACGACUUCAUCUCUGGUGGAGACAUCUUUGAGCGCCUUAACAGCGCAGAAUUCGAGCUGAGUGAGUUUGAGAUCGUCAACUACAUCCGGCAGGUGUGCUCGGCCCUGGAGUUCCUGCACGCAGAAAGCUACGGGCACUUUGACCUCAGACCUGAGAACAUUGUCUUCACGACCAGGAGCAGCUCUAGCAUCAAGAUCAUUGAGCUUGGCCAGUGCCGGCACCUCACGCCUGGUGACCAGAUCAAGAUCCAGUACACGACUGCGGAGUACGCCGCCCCCGAGAUCCAUCAGUGUGAUAUGGUCAGCACCGUCACAGACAUGUGGUCAGUCGGUGUUCUGGCCUACGUGCUUCUCAGUGGACUCAAUCCAUUCACAGCUGAAACUACUCAACAGAUGAUCGACAACAUCUCGAACGCGGUCUACAGCUAUGACGAUGAGUCCUUCAAGGUGGUUAGUGUGGAAGCGCUCGACUUCACCGACCGCCUCAUCACCAAAGAGCGCAAGCACCGUAUGACUGCCUCUGAAGCACUUGCGCACCCUUGGUUGACCAAGCCCGCCGAGGACGUGAGCUCCAGAGCCAUCCAGACUGGAAGGCACAAGAGAUACUACCAGAGCAUGCUGAGAAAGGAGUGGAGCACAGUGGUGUCUGCGGCCCGCGUCGCCAGCGGCGGCUCCAUCAGGUCGCAGCGUGGCGUGUUUGUUGCCAAAGUCAAGAUUGCUCCGUUUGAACACGGACCCCUCGCGGGACAGAUUGGCCACGCUGUGGUCAAUGAGGGCGACAGCAUCAAGUUCAUCUGCAACAUUGACAACUACGACAGCACCACAGAGGUCACGUGGUACUGUGGCGUGCGGCAGCUGGAGGCUGGCGACAAGUAUGCUAUCGAGUAUGAGGACGGCCUAGCAGUCAUCACCGUGCAUCACGUGACGCGAGCAGACGACGGCACCUACAGGUGCAAGGUGGUGAACGAGUACGGCGAGGACAGUGCCUAUGCGGAGCUGUUUGUGGCGGGUGUUCGCUCCUACCGGGACUAUUUCACGACGCGCGUAAUCAAGAGGACGAAGCGCAGGAUUGACACCGCCAGGAUGCUGCAGAAACCGCCCGAGUUCACGCUCCCCCUGGUCAACCACACGGCCUAUAUCGGGGAGGAUGUCCGUUUUGGUGUCACCAUCACAGUUCACCCAGAGCCUCGCGUCAUCUGGCACAAAUCUGGACAAAAGCUCAUCCCCGGACAUGACGACAGGAAGUACACCUUCAUCAGCGACAAAGGAUUGUACCAGCUGAUCAUCCACAAUCUGGAGGACGAAGACGAUGCAGAGUACUCCGUUGUUGCCCGAAAUCGCUACGGGGACGACAGUUGCAAAGCUCGCCUGACCGUGGUGCCCAGACCUAAGCCAGCAGAUCUGACUCUGAGACCCAUGUUCAAACGACUGCUGGCCAACGUGGAGUGCCGGGAAGGCCAAAAUGUCCGCUUUGAAAUCAGAGUCUCCGGGCACCCAACCCUCAAGUGGGAGAAAGAUGGAACGCCCAUUGCCUUCGGGCCGUCGAUCGAGUUGGUACACGAAGGGCUGGACUACUUUAUCCUUCACGUCCGAGACACCCUUCCUGAGGACUCUGGCGUGUACAGGGUGACGGCCACCAACUCCGCUGGGUCGGCCAGCUGUCAGGCAACACUCAAAGUGGAGCGCGUUGCCCACGUCAAGAAAGACUACGAGACAAGUGAGAAGGAGCAGGCCAAGGUCGCUGGGAAAGAAGAGUUGGAUAAAAAGGUGCGGCUGUCUCAAAUCCUGGCCGGCACCGUGGUGAUGCCACUGCCUCCAGCAGCCGUCCAAGCUGUGCGCGAGGCUGCUACCAUGUUCAAACCGGCGGUGACCACAAAGAAGGGUGAAAAGACUGAGGCAGAGAUACAGAAGGAGCAGGAAGAAAGGAAAAAGCGGGCGGAUGAGAAACGAUUGCGCAUGCCGUACGUUGUCCCCGCCCCCCGUGCCGUCAACCCGGCGGUUCUGGAAGAAGACGUCGAGAUCAAACAUUUCAAGCCCAUAUCAGACAUGAAGUGGUACAAGAAAUUGCGUGACCAGUACGAGUUCCCCGAGCCAAUGGAAAAGGUCACUCAGAAGAGGAUGAAGCGAAUCCGCCUCUCUCGAUGGGAGCAGUUUUACGAGGUGCCUAUUAGAAUCAAGGACCAGUACAAGCCCAGAUGGCACAUCCCCACUGUGAGCCAGGACGACCUGGAGACUGUGAGGCCAGCCCGGCAUCGCAGCCCUUCCCCUGAGAUGGAUGCCUACCACCGCAUUAGGAGGCGAUCCCUGGGCGACCUGACUGACGAAGAGCUCCUGCUGCCAGUCAAUGAAUACCUGGCCAUGAAACGAACAGAGGAGGAGCGACUGCGCUUGGAAGAGCAGCUGGAGCUCGGCUACUCUGCUUCGCCACCCAGCCACAGCCCGGUUCGCUUUGAGUUGUCCUCGCUUCGCCCCUCGUCUCCAAGGCGGGUGUAUGCAGAGGCGGAAGAGGAGGAAGAUGUCUGCCGAUAUGACUCCUACAGAAUUCCCUCCAAAUAUGAAGCUGGCCCGAGCUUCGUGGAGCUCCGCCAGCGUCAUGACAAAGCAACGCACAGACCUGCAGGACAGAAGCAGCGAGUGUUUGAGGAGCGGGAGGACCAGGAGCUGCUCAGGCCACAUGCCACCGCGACAAGAAUCUCCUCAUACAAGAGUCAGCUUAAACGGAUGGAGUUUGAGGAGAAGACUCGCACUUCCAAAAAGGAAACCACUGUUUCCAUUUCAAAGGUUUCUGAAGUUGUCGAAUCUGAGCACCUCGCAGGCUUUGCCUCCGAGUACCUACCGAAGCCUAUCAAGAAGCUUCCUGAGCAGACGACAUCUCCUGCCCCGGAAAAGACCCACGUGACCAUCGAGCCCCUGCCCAGGGUGGACUUCCUCUCCAGGUACGAGGACAGAAAGCAGACGUUGCGUUCCGAGAGAAGGUCGGUGGAACGGAAGGUGGAGGUUUUCACCCAGGCCCCCUUUAGCCUUGACCACGGCCCUCGCAUUACCAUCAGGAUGCGCUCUCAUCGUGUCCCCUACGGAUGCAACACCAGGCUGACUUUGAAUGUUCAGGCCAAGCCUGAGCCAGAGGUUCAGUGGUACCACAAUGGCCAGCUGAUUCAUCAAAGUUCAAAGUACCAAAUGACCAAUAUCAGCGGAGUGCUGACACUGCAGAUCCUUAACUGUGCAACGGAGGACGCCGGCACAUACCGAGCGGUUUGCAGAAACACCAAAGGCGAGACAUCGGACUACGCCACGCUCGACGUUGCAGGCUCGGAAUACGCAGCAUUGCCAUCUGUGCGCAAGGACGAGGAGCCGCCGUCCUCCUACGUCCCUGAGAUGGCCAAGACCGAGGUGUAUCAUGUGUCCAGUGCUGCGGUCUCAGACACCGUCGCUGUGAUUGAGAAAGUGGAGUCCCGUGCUCCUGCCAGGGUCACGGCCAAGCCCCACUCUCUUGUUGUCGACGAGGGCGAAGCAGCCCGCUUCCAGGCCGACGUCGACGGUGAACCAGCGCCCUCUGUCACGUGGAUGAAAGAAGGACUUGCCAUUUCUUCAUCUUCGCGUCACCACAUCGUCGCAACUCAGUACAGCUCGUCGUUUGAAAUCCCUGCCGUGGAGAUGUCGGAUGCUGGAAACUACUUGUUAUGUGUAGAGAACCCCAGUGGAAAACAGGAAGUCCAUUUCACUCUAACUGUGAACAAGUCCAAAGAGAGUCUCGUCACAAGAGUCACAUCUCCAGAUGCCAAGUCCCCCGAACCACUCAAGUCGCCUGCCGCCAAGUCCCCCGAACCACUCAAGUCGCCCGCCGCCAAGUCCCCCGAACCACUCAAGUCGCCUGCCGCCAAGUCCCCUGAGCCAGUUGUUUCACCUAAGAGGGUCAAAUCCCCCGAACCAGUCAAGUCGCCCCAGAGAGUCAAAUCCCCCGAACCAGUCAAGUCGCCUCAAAGAGUCAAGUCUCCCCUGUCGCCAAAGUCACCUACACCCUAGUCGGGGGGGAAAAAAGAAUAGUUUCUGCCGGUUUGACAAGUCAUCAUCAAAGAGGAUCGGAAGUGUUUUAGUGAAUUAGCGUAAAAGAUUUGUGUUCUUGUAAAUAUGAAACUAUUUUUGUACCAAACUUGACAUGAAUUUAUCACAACUAUCCGGAAGUCUGACGCUGUUAUAAUUGUGCCGUAUUGAAAAAUUCUGACGUUUCGUUCUGUGACAUGUACAUAAUGUAUAUAGCCGAAUUCAACGGUUAUGGGAAAUGUAUGCUUUUAUUUAUGACGAUGAUAUUCACCAAAGAAAGGACAGGAGAAAGUUUCUUGGGGAACGACUACCCUGUCAAACUGAAACCAAACUUUGUGCCUCAACUCUGAGUUGAAGUCUAAGAUUGCCUCGGCAGGUAGAGAGACUCCCUGCCGACGUUCGAAACCAGAACCAGACGUGCGUCUGUGUCAACUACCAGUGUUUAUUUGUGAACCUGGAGUGCAAGACCCUGAAGGCUGCGUGCAGCACCCUCUUGUAGGCAGCCGGAAUCGGCCUUGUGCUCCGACUGACUGAGUCACCACCACUUUGAUGACCUGCUGGGUGCGUGAGCGGCCCGCGCCCCCAGUCUUGAAUAUUAUUUAUUGAGUACUGUGUCUGGCCCGAGACGGCCCGUGUGACUUCCACGUUCUGGCCAUGGAUGGAAGUCCACCGAAGCUCUCCUGAGCAGACGCAGCGCCGACUCUCGGAGGAUCGCCUGUUUUGUUUUUCCUCUUUUUGUGUGUGUAGUUUAUUGAUCAGUUCAUACAGUCACCAGUAGGGAAAGAAUGGGCACAAUGAGGCCACCUGCUGCCCCACUAACCAAGUUAGACGCCCCAACCGUGAAGGAAUUGGUCUGAUAGAUGUGUUUUUGUCCUCCGACAGUUUGAUGUAUUUCUGGCUUAUUAAAGCAUGU